AUGGCGGUGUGUGUUUUCCAUGACUCUACGGUCUACACUGUUUGGGUUUACACGGGCCUGCUAAGGGGACUGUUCUGUUUGGGUUUACACAGGCCUGCUAAGGGGACUGUUCUGUUUGGGUUUACACAGGCCUGCUAAGGGGACUGUUCUGUUUGGGUUUACACAGUCCUGCUAAGGGGACUGUUCUGUUUGGGUUUACACGGGCCUGCUAAGGGGACUGUUCUGUUUGGGUUUACACAGGCCUGCUAAGGGGACUGUUCUGUUUGGGUUUACACAGGCCUGCUAAGGGGACUGUUCUGUUUGGGUUUACACAGGCCUGCUAAGGGGACUGUUCUGUUUGGGUUUACACGGGCCUGCUAAGGGGACUGUUCUGUUUGGGUUUACACAGGCCUGCUAAGGGGACUGUUCUGUUUGGGUUUACACAGGCCUGCUAAGGGGACUGUUCUGUUUUCACUCAUGUCCUUGUAAUCGCUCUCUGAAGUGUUACUCUCUCUGUCAUACUGGAGGGAGGGAGGGAGGGAGGGAGGGAGCUGUCAUACUGGAAUAAGGGAGGGAGCUGUCAUACUGGUAUAGCGCACUUGGCAAGUAAUCGAAAGGUCGCUAGUUCGAAUCCCCAGUCAGUUGAUGUGCAAGGCACUUCAUCCUAAUGGCUCCAGGGUCUCCGUUGAUAAUGGUAGACUCUGGCCGUGACCCCACUCUCCGAGGGUGUCUCAGGGGGAGUUAGGAUAUGCAGGCAGGCAGAGCCACCCUACACAAAGACAUGCACACACCACACACACACACACACACUCGGGGCAGAUAGGUUCUCCCACUCUUUCCCUCACACACACACCACACACACGCUCUCAUCAUAUUCUAGGAAGCCGUGCUGACAGGCGUAAGAAAGAGAAUCUUCACUGAUAUUCUCUCUUCCCCCGAAGCGCUAGGCCAGAAAUGAAAAGGUGCAUUCAGCUGUGCUGUUGUCACGCUCUGCGCUCAGGCCUCUUAGUGCUGCAGUGAUGGAUGGACGUUGGGCAGACAGACACGCUGCUUAGGAAAACAGACAUGCUGCUUAUCAGUUCAGCCCACAUUAGGCCGUUACCACAGGGCCUUAGCCUAGAUCCACCGGUGUGCUGAACAUUAAAGCAUGUCUGACCAAAGCUUUUUGCCUUUGGUGAUGUAGAAAAGAGAGAAGCUUGCCUUGGUGUCCAGUUUGGUCACAUGUCUUUAGUACGAAGAGGAGAGAGACCACUUAUGACAACUGACACACAAGGGGCACCACAGGGGCACCACAGGGGCAUCACAGGGGCACCACAGGGGCACCACAGAGCAGUAAAAGAAAGCGACACACAGAGAUUGGAAGAAAAAAAUUCUGCAUAGUAUGUGAAAUGUUGAAAAUGUAGUGUUUUUUUUAUUUUUUAUGCCAGGAUUUCGUACUCAAUUUGGCUUUUCAUCUAGUAUGAUUUGCUGCACGCUAUUGAGCAAAGGAAUCUUGUUUCGAGACCCACGUGUUUGACGACAACUGAUAAACAGCUGAUAAUAAGAGAAAGGGAGGGUCUGUUGCAAAAUGAACUAAUGGAACAAGGAAGUUGCACGUUUGAUGACACAUUUCUUAGCAGUGAUGGGGUUAACAGAAGUAACACGUAAUGUAACCAGAACUGGCGGCUUGAGAGAGAGAUUUUGAAUGAAAAGCUAGGAAAUCUGUACAUUUUACAUUUUAGUCAUUUAGCAGACAGAAUAACUACAAAAAAGAGAGACAGAAUAACUACAAAAGAAUCCAGAAAAACGCAUGUCAAAAAUGUUAUAAAUUGAUUUGCAUUUUAAUGAGGGAAAUAAGUAUUUGACCCCCUCUCAAUCAGAAAGAUUUCUGGCUCCCAGGUGUCUUUUUAUACAGGUAACGAGCUGAGAUUAGGAGCACACUCUUAAAGGGAGUGCUCCUAAUCUCAGCUUGUUACCGGUAUAAAAGACACCUGUCCCCAGAAGCAAUCAAUCAAUUAGAUUCCAAACUCUCCACCAUGACCAAGACCAAAGAGCUCUCCAAGGAUGUCAGGGACAAGAUUGUAGACCUACACAAGGCUGGAAUGGGCUACAAGACCAUCGCCAAGCAGCUUGGUGAGAAGGUGACAACAGUUGGUGCGAUUAUUCGCAAAUGGAAGAAACACAAAAGCACUCUCAAUCUCCCUCGGCCUGGGGCUCCAUGCAAAAUCUCACCUCGUGGAGUUGCAAUGAUCAUGAGAACGGUGAGGAAUCAGCCCAGAACUACACGGGAGGAUCUUGUCAAGGCAGCUGGGACCAUAGUCACCAAGACAACAAUUGGUAACACACUACGCCGUGAAGGACUGAAAUCCUGCAGCGCCCGCAAGGUCCCCCUGCUCAAGAAAGCACAUAUACAGGCCCAUCUGAAGUUUGCCAAUGAACAUCUGAAUGAUUCAGAGGAGAACUGGGUGAAAGUGUUGUGGUCAGAUGAGACCAAAAUCGAGCUCUUUGGCAUCAACUCAACUCGCCGUGUUUGGAGGAGGAGGAGGAGGAAUGCUGCCUAUGACCCCAAGAACACCAUCCCCACCGUCAAACAUGGAGGUGGAAACAUUAUGCUUUGGGGGUGUUUUUCUGGUAAGGGGACAGGACAACUUCACCGCAUCAAAGGGACAAUGGACGGGGCCAUGUACCGUCAAAUCUUGGGUGAGAACCUCCUUCCCUCAGCCAGGGCAUUGAAAAUGGGUCGCGGAUGAGUAUUCCAGCAUGACAAUGACCCAAAACACACGGCCAAGGCAACAAAGGAGUGGCUCAAGAAGAAGCACAUUAAGGUCUUGGAGUGGCCUAGCCAGUCUCCAGACCAUAAUCCCAUAGAAAAUCUGUGGAGGGAGCUGAAGGUUCGAGAUGCCAAACAUCAGCCUCGAAACCUUAAUGACUUGGAGAAGAUCUGCAAAGAGGAGUGGGACAAAAUCCCUCCUGAGAUGUGUGCAAACCUGGUGGCCAACUACAAGAACCGUCUGACCUCUGUGAUUGCCAACAAGGUUUUGCCACCAAGUACUAAAUCAUGUUUUGCAGAGGGGUCAAAUACUUAUUUCCCUCAUUAAAAUGCAAAUCAAUUUAUAACAUUUUUGACAUGCGUUUUUCUGAAUUUUUUUGUUGUUAUUCUGUCUUUCACUGUUCAAAUAAACCUACCAUUAAAAUUAUAGACUGAUCAUGUCUUUGUCAGUGGAGGAAUGUACAAAAUCAGCAGGGGAUCAAAUACUUUUUUCCCCUCACUGUAUGCCCAUAUGAUAGUGCAGCACAUGUAGAGUAUCACAGAUGAAAGGAGAAACUAGUGAUCCAACCUCAGUUACUAAGCAACCUAUCUUUGGCAGAACACCCGCGGCUCCCUCCGACAGGCAAACCUGAGUUACUAAGCAACCUAUCUUUGGCAGAACACCCGCGGCUCCCUCCGACAGGCAAACCUGAGUUACUAAGCAACCUAUCUUUGGCAGAACACCCGCGGCUCCCUCCGACAGGCAAACCUGAGUUACUAAGCAACCUAUCUUUGGCAGAACACCCGCGGCUCCCUCCGACAGGCAAACCUGAGUUACUAAGCAACCUAUCUUUGGCAGAACACCCGCGGCUCCCUCCGACAGGCAAACCUGAGUUACUAAGCAACCUAUCUUUGGCAGAACACCCGGCUCCCUCCGACAGGCAAACCUGAGUUACUAAGCAACCUAUCUUUGGCAGAACACCCGCGGCUCCCUCCGACAGGCAAACCUGAGUUACUAAGCAACCUAUCUUUGGCAGAACACCCGUGGCUCCCUCCGACAGGCAAACCUGAGUUACUAAGCAACCUAUCUUUGGCAGAACACCCGUGGCUCCCUCCGACAGGCAAAAGGUUUCGCUAAUUAUUUUCCAUGAAAAUAACGCAAGGUAAUAAAACGCAUUACUUUCCAAAGUAAUAUUGAAAAGUUUUGCGUUACUUUUGUUAAAUGUACCGAGUAAUAUGUAAUAAAUUAGUUUCGAAGUAACUAACCCCAACACUUAUUCUCAGUAUGGGCGAGCCUAGUAUGUUAAUAUUUGUUGCUAACUGCAUACAUUUCUACUAAACAGUAGGUUCUAAAUAGUGUGAUUAGUACACAGCUGCAUACAUUUCUACUAAACAGUAGGUUGUAAAUAGUGUGUAGUACGAUUAGUACACAGUAUGCAGUUUUGGUUAGUAGUAGGCAAGACAGAUUUCAGACACGGACGAUGAUGAGGAGGGACAAAGGGAGAGCCAGAUUGAGAGCGUGGGUAGAUGGAAGGAAAGGAGAGAGAGAGAGUAUACAGGGCAGGCUGUGCUAAAGUAGCCAGACAGACAGGGCAGGCUGUGCUAAAGUAGCCAGACAGGGCAGGCUGUGCUAAAGUAGCCAGACAGGGCAGGCUGUGCUAAAGUAGCCAGACAGGGCAGGCUGUGCUAAAGUAGCCAGACAGGGCAGGCUGUGCUAAAGUAGCCAGACAGGGCAGGCUGUGCUAAAGUAGCCAGACAGGGCAGGCUGUGCUAAAGUAGCCAGACAGGGCAGGCUGUGCUAAAGUAGCCAGACAGGGCAGGCUGUGCUAAAGUAGCCAGACAGGGCAGGCUGUGCUAAAGUAGCCAGACAGACAGGGCAGGCUGUGCUAAAGUAGCCAGACAGGGCAGGCUGUGCUAAAGUAGCCAGACAGGCAGGGCCUCUCUCUCUCUCUCUGGCGGCUGGUUAUAUCUCAGACUCUGCUCUGGAAUUCAGGAAUCCAACAUUCUCCCCACAUAAUAACCCCUUUCCCCACUUCCUCCCUCAUUGGCUAAAGGACGGGCACUUACGCAUGGUCAGGCCAAUCAAAAACUCCCAUGGUCUCUAGGGUGGAAUCGGUGCCAGUCUCCAAAGUAGAUCAAUACAUAUGAGAGGGAAUGAAAAAAAGCUUCCUCAAGCGGUGGAGAUGGUGACUGAAAAGUGUGUGUGUGUUUGCGUGAGGCUCCCUGAGUUUACAGGCUCCCUGUAAACUCAGGGAGCCUGUCCCGCAGGGCCAAACAUCAGGAUGGUACAGUCUGUAGGCCCAACCAUGCAUGGAAUCUGUUAAGGGCUGGGGGGGGGGGGGGGGUCCUCUCUUGUCCCCUCUCUCCUCUCUUGUCCCUCUCUCUCCUCUCUUGUCCCCUCUCUCCUCUCUCUCCUCUCUUUUCCCUCUCUCCUCUCGUGUCCUCUCUCUCCUCUCUUGUCUCCUCUUGUCCUUCUGUCCUCUCUCUCACUCUCUUGUCCUCUCCUCUCUCUUGUCCUCUCUCUCCUCUCUUGUCUCUCUCUCCUCUCUUGUCCUCUCUCUCCUCUCUUGUCCUCUCUCUCCUCUCUUGUCCUCUCUCUCCUCUCUUGUCCUCUCUCUCCUCUCUUGCCCUCUCUCCUCUCUCUUGUCUUCUCUCUCCUCUCUUGUCCUCUCUCUCCUCUCUUGUCCUCUCUCUCCUCUCUUGUCCCCUCUCUCCUCUCUUGUCCCCUCUCCUCUCUCUUGUCCUCUUGUCCUCUCUCUCCUAUCUUGUUCUCUCCUCUAUUGUCCUCUCCUCUAUUGUCCUCUCUUGUCCUCUCUCUCCUCUAUUGUCCCCUCUCCUCUCUUGUCCUCUUGGUCCUCUCUACAUCAUGUCACCUCUCUCCAUCUUGUACCGAUCUCUCCUCCUUGUCCUUCUCUCUCUCUUGUACCACUCUCUCUCUCUUGUCCCCUCUCUCCUCUCUUGUCCCCUCUUGUCCUCUCUUGUCCUCUCUUGUCCUCUCUCCUCUCUUGUCCUCUCCUCUCUUGUCCUUUCUCUCCUCUCCUCCUCUCCUGGUAGUUGUAGUCAGUGUGUGCUGCUCCUACUGUGGUUGUGUCCAUCUGGUCCUCUGAGAUGGAGAGCUCAACGUCUCUGAAAAGACAAUAGAUAAAGGUGUGAAAUCUUAGUGACAGAAAGUACUCUGAAACCCCAGUUGUAUUUUUCAGUCAGAUUGGAGAUUGUUACGAUACCACUUUAUUUUGUUUACUCUUUCAAUCUUUAAAUUGUGUUUUCUAUUAAAUUCACACAAACAUAUGGCUUAAAUGUUUUAUUUGCUGCUUAAAAGGUGUCUUUCAGGAAGUGUGUCGUUCCUCUACCUGUUGACUGUCAGGAAGUGUGUCGUUCCUCUACCUGUUGACUGUCAGGAAGUGUGUCGUUCCCCUACCUGUUGACUGUCAGGAAGUGUGUUGUUCCCCUACCUGUUGACUGUCAGGAAGUGUGUCGUUCCCCUACCUGUUGACUGUCAGGAAGUGUGUCGUUCCCCUACCUGUUGACUGUCAGGAAGUGUGUCGUUCCCCUACCUGUUGACUGUCAGGAAGUGUGUCGUUCCCCUACCUGUUGACUGUCAGGAAGUGUGUCGUUCCCCUACCUGUUGACUGUCAGGAAGUGUGUCGUUCCCCUACCUGUUGACUGUCAGGAAGUGUGUCGUUUCCCUACCUGUUGACUGUCAGGAAGUGUGUAGUUUCCCUACCUGUUGACUGUCAGGAAGUGUGUCGUUUCCCUACCUGUUUACCAACAUGGAAACUUAUUAUGAAUGUGUGCAGCCUAUGGGCCCUGGUCAAAAGUAGUGCACUAUAUAGGGAAUAGGGUGCCAAUUCAGAUGCAGCUUGUUACUCUGUUAAGCGGUGAGAAGAUUUUCCAUAACAACAGUUCAAACUUUAUGAAAGUCUUAAAAGGUGUAAAGCACUUUGAUUUGAUUUAACCUGCCGUUCCAACGUUGUGUUUCUGUGAUGUUGUGCAGGAGUUUGCUGCGCUGACCAAGGAGGUGAAUGUGUGUCGGGAGCAUUUGAUGGAGAGAGAGGAGGAGAUCGCUGAGCUCAAGGCUGAGAGGAACAACACACGGGUCAGUGACAUGUGACACGCACACUCACAAACACACAAACCCCUCAGCUGCACAUCUCUGGGAAGUCCCCUGCCAGUCCCCUGCCAGUCCCCUGCCAGUCCCCUGCCAGUCCCCAGCAUAGUCCAUUAACAGUGUCAAACCCCCACUGGUUUGACCUGUGGGAGUUUGUGUGUGUGAGUUUUUGAGAGGAUCACCUCCUGCUCUCUGUUCUGAGGAUUAGGUCACUCCCCUAAUGAGUGGUUGUAUGAGGGGUAGAGGGGGGAAGAGAGGAUAUGAGGGGUAGAGGGAGGGAAGAGGGGAUAUGAGGGGUAGAGGGAGAGAGGGGAUAUGAGGGGGUAGAGAGGAGGGGAUAUGAGGGGUAGAGGGAGGAAGAGGGGAUAUGAGGGGUAGAGGGAGAGAGAGGGAUCAUGAGGGGUAGAGGGAGGGUGGGAUAUUAGGUGUCGAGGGAAGCGGGUCUUGGGCUGCGGAUGCUUGCUGGGUGCGGGCGGGCCGCGGGGCUCUGCGGGCUCGCCGCUGGGCUCUGCGGGUCGGCGGGCCCGGGGCUCUGCGGGUCUCGGUCCGCCGCGUUGCUCUGCGGGUCGCGGGCGCCCGCGGGCUCUGCGGGUCGCGGGCGGGUCCCGGGGCUCUGCGGGUUCGCGGUGCUCUUGCGGGCGCGCGGGGCUCUCGGGUUCGCGGGCGGCGCCCGGGGCUCCUGCCGGCGCCCGCGGGCUCUGCGGGGUCGCGGGCGGGCCGCGGGCUCUGCGGGGUCGCGGUCGGCCGCGGGGCUCUGCGGGUCGCGGGCGCGGCGGGGCUCUGCGGGUCGCGGGCGCGCCGCGGGGCUCUGCGGGCGCGCCUCGGGGCUCUCGGGGUCGCGGGCGCUGCCGCGGGGCUCUGCGGUGUCGCGGGCGCUGCCGCGGGCUCUGCGGGUCGCGGGCGCGCGGUGCUCUGCGGGCGCGCCCGGCGCUCUGCGGGGUCGCGGCCCGCCGCGGGGCUCUGCGGGGUCGCGCCGCGCCGCGGGGCUCUGCGGGGUCGCGGCCGCGCCGCGUGGGCUCUGCGGGGUCGCGGGCGCGCCGCGGGGCUCUGCGCGGGCUCUUCGGCUCCGGGCGCGCCGCGGGGCUCUGCGGGGUCGCGGGCGGGGCUCUGCGGGCGCGCCGCGGGGCUCUGCGGGUCCGGGCGGGCCGCGGGGCUCUGCGGGGCUCUUCGGCUCGCGGGCGCGCCGCGGGGCUCUGCGGGGUCGCGGGCGCGCCGCGGGGCUCUGCGGGGUCGCGGGCGCGCCGCGGGCUCUGCGGGGUCGCGGGCGCGCCGGGGCUCUGCGGGCGCGCCGCGGCGUCUGCGGGCGCGCCGCGGGGCUCUGCGGGGUCGUGGGGGGGCCGCGGGGCUCUGCGGGCGCGCCGCGGGCUCUGCGGGGUCGCGGCGCGCCGCGGGGCUCUGCGGGGUCGCGGGGCUCUGCGGGCGCGCCGCCGUGGCUCUGCGGGGUCCGGGCGCGCCGCGUGCUCUGCUGGGCGCGCCGCGGCUCUGGGGUCGCGGGCGCGGCGGGGCUCUCGGGUGUCGCGGUUCGCCGCGGGGCUCUGCGGGUCGCGCCGCGGGCUCUGCGGGGUCUCGGGCGCGCCUGCGGGGCUCUGCGGGUCGCGGGCGCGCCGCGGGGCUCUGCGGGGUCGCCGGGCGCGUCGGGCUUGCGCGGCGCGCCGGGGUCCGGCGCCGGGCUUGCGGGGUCGCUGCCGCGCCGUGGCUCUGCGGGUCGCGGCCGCCGGGCUCUGCGGGGUCGCGGCGCGCCGCGGGCUCUGCGGGGCUCUUCGCUCUGCGGCCGCCCGGGCUCUGCGGGGUGCGCUGCGGGCUCUCGCGCCGCGGUGCUCUGCGGGGUCGCGGGCGCGGCGCGGGGCUCUGCGGGCUCUUCGGCUCGCGGGCCGCCGCGGGCUCUGCCGGGGUCCGGGCGCGCCGCGGGUCUCUGCGGGUCGCGGCGCGCGCGGGGCUCUGCGGGGUCGCGGGCGGCCCGCGGGGCUCUGCGGGGCGCUCGGCGCUCUGCGGGCGCGCCGCGGGGCUCUGCGGGGUCGGGGCGGGGCCGCGGGGCUCUGCGGGCGGCUCGCGGGUCUCGGCGCGCGGGUGCUCUGGCCGGGGUCGCGGGCUCGCGGGCCGCGGGCUCUGGGCGCGCCGCGCGCUCUGCGGGCGCGCCGCGGGGCUCUGCGGGUGUCGGGGUGCGCGCCGCGGGCUCUGCGGGUUCGCGGGCGCCGCGGGCUCUCGGGCCGGGGCUCUGCGGCGCGCCCGCGGGCUCUGCGGGGUGGGGCCGCGGGGCUCUGCGUGCGCGCCGCGGGGCUCUGCGGGGUCGCGGCGCGCCGCGGGCUCUGCGGGGUCGCGGGGCUCUGCGGCGCGCCGCGGGGUUUCCUCGGGGUCGCGCGGCGCGCUCUGCGGGGCUCUGCGGGCAGCGAGGUGAGAGAGGGAGAGAAGAGGGGAUAUGAGGGGUGGGGGGGGAAGCGGGAUUGAGGGGGAUUGAGGGGAGAGAGGGGCUAUGGGGGUAGAGGGGGGGGAGGGAUAUGAGGGGUAGGGGGGAAGGGGGAUAUGAGGGAGAGGGGGGGAGGGGGAUAUGAGGGGUAGAGGAGGGAAGGGACUAUGGGGUGCGGAGGGGGGGGAUAUGAGGGGUAGAGGGAGGGAAGAGGGGAUAUGAGGGGUAGAGGGAGAGAAGGGGGGAUAUGAGGGGGGAUUAAGGGAUAAGUCUGGGCUUUGUCAGCCUGCAGCUCUGAUUGGACCCCCUGAGCUGCUCAACAACAUGGGAUUGAGCGCAACACACACACACACACAAACAAUCAUGUGUGUAAGCAUGUCUGUACUCUUUCACAAUCCCGUGUGUGUGUGUGGCGUGAAUAUACUGUGUGUAAAUUGUGUAUUCUGUGAUGACCAUAGCUUCUCCUGGAACGUGUGUGUACCAUGACGUGUAAAAAUCUGGUGUGUAUUCUGUGAUGACCAUAGCUUCUCCUGGAACGUGUGUGUACCGUGACGUGUAAAAAUCUGGUGUGUAUUCUGUGAUGACCAUAUCUGGUGUGUAUUCUGUGAUGACCAUAUCUGGUGUGUAUUCUGUGAUGAACAUAGCUUCUCCUGGAACAUCUGGAGUGUCUGGUGUCUCGUCAUGAACGCAGUCUGAGGAUGACUGUGGUGAAGAGGCAGGCCCAGUCUCCUGCUGGGGUCUCCAGUGAGGUAGAGGUCCUCAAGGCCCUCAAGUCCCUGUUUGAGCACCACAAAGCCCUGGACGAGAAGGUUGGUGUGUGUGGGAUUGGGUGAGAAGAUCAUCUGCCUGCUAAUCUCUUCUUUGUAGAGGUGUGCUGGCAGUGUGUAAAAUGAUGGAGAUUAAUACUAGUGUGUGUUUUCCAGGUCAGGGAGAGACUGCGUGUGGCUUUAGAAAGAUGCAGCCAGCUGGAAGAACAGCUCACAUCACAACACAAAGAGGUAAGCCGCACCUGACCACCCUGUAUUAACCCCCCCCCCCCCCCCCCCCCCCCCCCAUCAACUGGCUGUCAGUAACAGGUGCAGGUGGAGGAGUCUAACCCAGUCGGGAGGAGUCUAACCCAGUCGGGAGGGAGGAGUCUAACCCAGUCGGGAGGAGUCUAACCCAGCCGGGAGGAGUCUAACCCAGUCGGGAGGAGUCUAACCCAGUCGGGAGGAGUCUAACCCAGUCGGGAGGGAGGAGUCUAACCCGGGAGGGAGGAGUCUAACCCAGCCGGGAGGAGUCUAACCCAGUCGGGAGGAGUCUAACCCAGUCGGGAGGAGUCUAACCCAGCCGGGAGGAGUCUAACCCAGUCGGGAGGGAGGAGUCUAACCCAGUCGGGAGGAGUCUAACCCAGUCGGGAGGAGUCUAACCCAGUCGGGAGGAGUCUAACCCAGUCGGGAGGAGUCUAACCCAGUCAGGAGGGAGGAGUCUAACCCAGCCGGGAGGAGUCUAACCCAGUCGGGAGGAGUCUAACCCAGUCGGGAGGAGUCUAACCCAGUCGGGAGGGAGGAGUCUAACCCAGUCGGGAGGAGUCUAACCCAGUCGGGAGGAGUCUAACCCAGUCGGGAGGAGUCUAACCCAGUCGGGAGGGAGGAGUCUAACCCAGUCGGGAGGGAGGAGUCUAACCCAGUCGGGAGGGAGGAGUCUAACCCAGUCGGGAGGAGUCUAACCCAGUCGGGAGGAGUCUAACCCAGUCGGGAGGAGUCUAACCCAGUCGGGAGGGAGGAGUCUAACCCAGUCGGGAGGGAGGAGUCUAACCCAGCCGGGAGGAGUCUAACCCAGCCGGGAGGGAGGAGUCUAACCCAGUCGGGAGGAGUCUAACCCAGUCGGGAGGAGUCUAACCCAGUCGGGAGGGAGGAGUCUAACCCAGUCAGCGACAGGUGGAGGUGGAUGCGCUCAAAUGGCGACCCAGUCUCACCUGUCAAUCAGUGAACCGUAUCCAUGACAACAGUCCUCACUAGUUUUCCUGGGGGAAUAAAAACCAAUCCAUCUUGAAUGACUAUGGAUCUUAUUUAAAAGGAGAUUUAAUCAUUUCCAUGUUUAACACUUGGAAAAAUAAGUAUAGGCUGCGUCUUGUGAUUACACAGUAUCUUUAAUGUUCCACUGUCUUGUGAUGACACAGUAUCUUUAAUGUUCCACUGUCUUGUGAUUACACAGUAUCUUUAAUGUUCCACUGUCUUGUAUACAGUAUCUUUAAUGUUCCACUGUCUUGUACACAGUAUCUUUAAUGUUCCACUGUCUUGUACACAGUAUCUUUAAUGUUCCACUGUCUUGUACACAGUAUAUUUAAUGUUCCACUGUCUUGUGAUGACACAGUAUCUUUAAUGUUCCACUGUCUUGUACACAGUAUAUUUAAUGUUCCACUGUCUUGUGAUUACACACUAUCUUUAAUGUUCCACUGUCUUGUACACAGUAUCUUUAAUGUUCCACUGUCUUGUACACAGUAUCUUUAAUGUUCCACUGUCUUGUACACAGUAUCUUUAAUGUUCCACUGUCUUGUGAUUACACACUAUCUUUAAUGUUCCACUGUCUUGUACACAGUAUCUUUAAUGUUCCACUCUCUUGUGAUUACACAGUAUCUUUAAUGUUCCACUGUCUUGUGAUGACACAGUAUCUUUAAUGUUCCACUGUCUUGUACACAGUAUCUUUAAUGUUCCACUGUACACAUAUUAAGGUGUUGUAGAGACAUGAGUCACACACAUUGAUAGAAGACCUAUUAACUGCUGCACUGUCUAAGAGCUGGAUACUGGGACUCCAUGAGUGGACAUACACACACACGCAGAAUGCACAGAGCUCUGAGGAGAUGAGUCGUGAAUGGGAUUAAAAUGGACAAAAGGGCUAGAGGAUCAUGGGAAAGUGGCCUAGAUUGCUCUCCUCUCCUCCACAUCUCUCCUUUCAUUCCUUUUAUCUCAGAGAGGAGGAGGAGGAUAGCAGCACAGACCACGACUUCUCCUACUCUUCUCCCUGCUCUGAGGCCCUCACCCGUGUGUGUGUGUGUGUGUGUGUGUGUGUGUGUGUGUCAGCCUGCGUGAAUGUGUGAGAGUAGGGCUGUCUCGGUAACCGCGGUCAUAAACCCAGGCGGGUAACUGUCAGAAAGUGAUCUAUUUUCAGUUAGAUUUUAUUUUGUGAUGAGCAGUAGUCUCUUCACAGAGAUAUAAUGGUAUAAAUUAAUGCUGUUUUGCUUCCUUGAAACAAGUGCCACCCCCAGUUAAAUGACCGUUUGUAAUUUGCAUGACAAUGUCUGGUCCGUCUGUGGGAUUAUAAGAUUAUAUCAAUUAAUAACUGUCACAGCCGUAUGUGUGUGUACGUACUAAUAUAUAAUAGUGAUAAUAAUAUAUGCUAUUUAGCAGACACUUUUAUCCAAAGGGACUUAAUCAUGCGUGCGUAUGUUUUACGUACUGGUGGUCCCGGGAAUCAAACCCACUAUGCUGGAGUUGCAAGCGCAAUGCUCUACCAACUGAGCGUGUUUGUCUGGCAGUGUAGGGAUAUAUGCGUUUGUGUGGUUGGUCCCUGACCGGGGCGGGCAGCACUAGAAUAGUUGUGAUCAGGCUCACAGCCCAAGCUGGACUCUUCCCUGGUGCUUCAGUCUCAUGCAUUCACUCACUGUUUUUAAAAUGGUGGCCAGACAACACAAACAAGUGGAGGCUGCUGAAGGGAGGACGGCUCAUAGUAAUGGCUGAAACGGAGCCAAUGGAACGGCAUCAAACACCUGGGAACCUUUUUUUUUAUUUGAUGUAUUUGUACCAUUCCACUGAUUCCGCUCCAGCCAUUAUCACGAGCACGUCCUCCCCAAUUAAGGUCCCACCAACCUCCUGUGAUACACACCUGCCGGUUCAGCUGUACGUUUCAGUAGGAAGCUUCUCUUCCCUCUGUAAAGCAGCAGUAGUGUGUUUGUUCAGGUUUAAUGUCAGAGAGGGUCAUCUGUAUUUGGGGAGUUGACAAAGCGGGAUCAAUGAAUGAGUUGGCUUGCUAACUUUGAGAAGUGCUCCGAUCUGACUGUGGAGUCCCUUAUGAGGAUUUUUAACAUUAACCCUUAAUUUCUUAUAUUCAUUAAUGAUGGGCAGCUUUUAGUGUCUGGGUUCUGUUGUGCUUUAUUGGGUAUUUAUUGGUCUUCUAUGUAUUGGCUGGUGCAAUCAAAUGUCCCCUUUGGGUGAUUAAUGAAGUAUAUAUAUCUGCUAAAUGACUCAAAUGUAAAAGUACUAUCUUGUCUUAGAUGGCCUAUCUGAGGGAGCAGAACAGCCAGAAGAGGUCGCUGGGAGAUGGAAUGGAAGGGCUCAACCACAACUCUGAAAACACCCCAAGCACCAACGGCAAGGUAUGGACCCCUCUUAUCCAGAGCGACUUAGUCAGUGCAUUUAAAUAAGGUAGAUAAAAACAACCACAAGCGUCAUAGGUCAAGUCCUACAGCCUUUAGUAACUAGUGUCCUCUCCCAACUAGUGGUCGUAGGACGAUUCUCUGAGCCAGGAGGACGACCAGGGGAAGGGUCAGGGGUUAUAGGUCACGUCCUAGUUGUUUCUGGCUAUCUUUAAGGAACCUAAACGAUGUCUUGUCCCUAGCGGUCGUCAGAUGGCUCUCUGAGCCAGGAGGAGGACCAGGGGAAGGGUCAGGGGUUAUAGGUCACGUCCUAGUUGUUUCUGGCUAUCUUUAAGGAACCUAAACGAUGUCUUGUCCCUAGCGGUCGUCAGAUGGCUCUCUGAGCCAGGAGGAGGACCAGGGGAAGGUGGGAGAGCUGCAGGAGAUGGUGGAGAGACAGACGUCAGACCUGGGGCAGAUGAUGGCGCGCAUGGCAGCCAUGACGGGACGCAUCAGCGAGCUGGAGGAGGACCUGGACACGGCCCGCAAGGACCUCGUUAAGAGUGAAGACAUGAACACACGCCUGCAGAGAGACAUACGAGAGGUACAUACUGGAUGUUGGUAACAUGUUACUGACAUACGAGAGGUACGUACUGGAUGUUGGUAACAUGUUACUAACACGCCUGCAGAGAGACAUACGAGAGGUACAUACUGGAUGUUGGUAACAUGUUACUGACAUACGAGAGGUACAUACUGGAUGUUGGUAACAUGUUACUAACACGCCUGCAGAGAGACAUACGAGAGGUACAUACUGGAUGUUGGUAACAUGUUACUGACACGCCUGCAGAGAGACAUACGAGAGGUACAUACUGGAUGUUGUUAACAUGUUACUGACACGCCUGCAGAGAGACAUACGAGAGGUACAUACUGGAUGUUGGUAACAUGUUACUGACACGCCUGCAGAGAGACAUACGAGAGGUACAUACUGGAUGUUGUUAACAUGUUACUGACACGCCUGCAGAGAGACAUACGAGAGGUACAUACUGGAUGUUGUUAACAUGUUACUGACACGCCUGCAGAGCGCCGUGUGUUUUUCUGUAAUGAUGUCUGUGUGUGUGCUAAACGUAUCCGUGUCUGUCUCUCUGUCCCCUGCGUCCCGUCUGUAGUCUACGGCCCAGAAGGAGGACAUAGAGGAGCGGAUCGUCACCCUGGAGAAGAGGUACUUGGCGGCGCAGCGGGAAGCCACCUCCGUACACGACCUCAACGACAAGCUGGAGAACGAGGUGGCCAACAAGGAGUCCCUGUUCCGACAGGUCAGUACACACACACACACACACACACACCAAUCGAACCAACAGCAAGAUCGGAGCAUUCAUACCAUACAGACACUAUACACCAGCACGUGUGUGUACAGUAUCUCCCGUCUAUAGCCAACCAGUAAGGAAGCCUCAGUUGAGUUUUCCACAAGGGUUUUUCCACUUUGGUUGGGUGUGUGUGUGUUUUUGAGGAUUUGUGUAUUUGGGGGGGGUUAGUGUGAUUGUCUGCUCUUUCCGACAGCAGGAAGAGCCUGCGGGGUCCUGGCAGUGCGAGGACCCCUUCUAGUGCAUUCACAGACUGCCCAGCACAGCAGGCACUGAAUCAGACGCCUCAGACACAUUCGCUUCUUUCUCUCUUUGUUUUCCGCUGGUCUGCCUGGUCUUCUUCUCUUGUAUGUCCUCUUCCCCUCCUUCUGUUUACUCUCGUCUUCUCUCUCUGCUCUCUCUUGUCUUGUCUGCUCUCUUGUCUUGUCUGCUCUCUUGUCUUGUCUGCUCUCUUCUCUUGUCUGCUCUCUUGUCUUGUCUGCUCUCUUGUCUUGUCUGCUCUCUUGUCUUGUCUGCUCUCUUGUCUUGUCUGCUCUCUUGUCUUGUCUGCUCUCUUGUCUUGUCUGCUCUCUUGUCUUGUCUGCUCUCUUCUCUUGUCUGCUCUCUUGUCUUGUCUGCUCUCUUCUCUUGUCUGCUCUCUUCUCUUGUCUGCUCUCUUCUCUUGUCUGCUCUCUUCUCUUGUCUGCUCUCUUCUCUUGUCUGCUCUCUUCUCUUGUCUGCUCUCUUCUCUUGUCUGCUCUCUUCUCUUGUCUGCUCUCUUCUCUUGUCUGCUCUCUUCUCUUGUCUGCUCUCUUCUCUUGUCUGCUCUCUUCUCUUGUCUACUCUCUCUGCUCUCUCUGCUCUCGUCUGCCUGUGUAAACACAGCCUGUCUGAUUCUGACCAUUUUAGUCAAGUCAUAGGAAGAACACAUUCAGAUGAAUGACGAUAAUCAUCAUCCUUAAUGCGUGGUUUGACACCCCUGGAUGACAAUAUUGACAAUUGUGUGUUUGUUUGACAGACGGAGGAGAGGAACAGUUGGAAUGUAUUGAUUUGAUAUGAUUGGUGGUGUGUUUUGAUCUGCAGACGGAGGAGAGGAACAGUUGGAAUGUAUUGGUUUGAUAUGAUUGAUGGUGUGUUUUGAUCUGCAGACGGAGGAGAGGAACAGUUGGAAUGUAUUGGUUUGAUAUGAUUGGUGGUGUGUUUUGAUCUGCAGACGGAGGAGAGGAACAGUUGGAAUGUAUUGAUUUAAUAUGAUUGGUUGUGUGUUUUGAUCUGCAGACGGAGGAGAGGAACAGUUGGAAUGUAUUGGUUUGAUAUGAUUGGUGGUGUGUUUUGAUCUGCAGACGGAGGAGAGGAACAGUUGGAAUGUAUUGAUUUGAUAUGAUUGGUGGUGUGUUUUGAUCUGCAGACGAAGGAGAGGAACAGUUGGAAUGUAUUGAUUUGAUAUGAUUGGUUGUGUGUUUUGAUCUGCAGACGGAGGAGAGGAACAGUUGGAAUGUAUUGAUUUAAUAUGAUUGAUUGUGUGUUUUGAUCUGCAGACGGAGGAGAGGAACAGUUGGAAUGUAUUGAUUUAAUAUGAUUGAUUGUGUGUUUUGAUCUGCAGACGGAGGAGAGGAACAGACAGCUGCAGGAGCGUUUAGAGCUGGCUGAGCAGAAGCUGCAGCAGACCAUCAGGAAGGCGGAGACUCUGCCCGAGGUGGAGGCGGAGCUAGCACAGAGGGUGGCGGCCCUCACCAAAGUCAGUCCCGCCCCCACGCCGUCAAUCAUCAUGUCUCCUGAGAGGACACCCCUCUCCAUUUUUCAUCCUUUCCCCUGUGUGUGUGUGUGUGUGUGUUUGGAGGCAGGCACAAUGAUGCAUUUGUUUGUGUGUGACGUCACAGGAUGUGUAAAGGAAUGCUCUACUCUCUCUAACCCAAUCCCACCAAGCCCCUACCUCCUAUGCGCUUGUGGACACACACACACACACACACACACACACACACACAGAGGUAGUUCCCUUUACAUUGGGCAUUACAUUUUUUGGAGGGUAUGAUCUUAGUUCCUCUACCUUUCUCACUCAUCAUUAUUCAGGAUUCAUUCGUGAUUAUCCGUAACCAUGGCAGCAUCCACAUUUUAAUAUAGCAGUGUUUAGAAACAUCUUCUGUUCUUAUUUACAAUAAAAGUGACUCUAAAAUGACACAAUACAUAGUUCACAAUUCAGUUUCUAUUGGGCAAAAAACGUAAUCUGAGAAACAAACCAAAACAAACUUAAAAUGCAUCCAACAAGUUUUGUAGAGUCACAAGCUCCAUGUAUUCAUUGCGUGCUAGGAAUAUGGUACCAAAUACUAAACGUCUUACUAUUUUAAUACACUAGAAGUGAAUUUGUCAAAAUACUUAUGGAAAGACAAAACAUAUUCAAAUGGGCGACUAUAUACAGUGCAAGUAUUCAGACUCCUUGACUUUUUCCAAAUGUUGUUACGUUACAGCCUAACAUGCUGACCACACCGCCCACGUCGUGUGCGCGAGGGUUGCAAAAUAAAUGUACACAUACAUGUUAUUCAAUCAUUGCACCCACACCGCUCGUGCGCGUCAACGAACAUCUGCGUAGCCAGGCGCUAAAAUAGAACUUGGUUCUAUUUGUGACGCUUGACGGCACUGCAAGUCCCGCCUCUCCCAUCUCCUUAUUGGUUUUUAGGAGCAUUUACCCACGUGGGUGAUUGAAAGAUGAACUGAGGUCCACACUCCAGUCCAGUUGGUAUGGUAAUGCAUCUUUUAAAGUUGGUUGCCAACCGCCAUAUAAAGUCCAAAGAAGAAGAAGCCUGAAAAUAAAAUAACAACCCAAUGUUUAUUUCCCAGGGCAAAUUAGCUAGCAACAGCAAGCUAGAUAGCUAAAUUGCCAUAAAUGUUUAAUGCUUUUCGACCUGUCCCCAAAUUAAUAUAGUUGGUUCAGAGUUCGUUUUGAUAUUUCAACCUGCGUGUCCUGAUGGCGUCUGGUGUGGUCUGCAUGUUAUUCUGAAAUGGAUCAAACAUUUGUAAAAUCCUCAUCAAUCUACACACGUUACCCAAUAAUGACAAAGCGAAAACAGGUUUUUAGAAAUGUUUGUUAAUUUAUUAUAAAUAAACUGAAAUAUUACAUUUUAUGUAAGUAAUUCAGACCAUUUACUCAGUACUUUGUUGAAGCAUCUUUGGCAGCUAUUACAGCCUCGAGUCUUCUUGGGUAUGACGCUACAAGUUUGGCAUUGAGCUCAGGUGCAUCCUGUUUCCAUUGAUCAUCCUUGAGAUAUUUCUACAACUUGAUUGGGGUCCACCUGUGGUAAAUUCAGUUGAUUGGACAUGAUUUGGAAAGUCACACACCUGUCUAUAUAAAGUCCCACAGUUGAUAGUGCAUGUCAGAGCAAAACCCAAGCCAUGAGGUCAAAGGAAUUGUCCGUAGAGCUCCGAGACAGGAUUGUGUCGAGGCACAGAUCUGGGAAAUGGUACCAAAAAAGUUCUGCCGCAUUGAAGGUCCCCAAGAACAGUGGCCUCCAUCAUUCUUAAAUGGAAGAAGUUUGGAACCACCAAGACUCUUCCUAGAGCUGGCCGCCCAGCCAAACUGAGCAAUCGGGGGAGAAGGGCCUUGGUCAGGGAGGUGACCAAGAACCAGAUGGUCACUCUGAAAGAGCUCCAGAGUUCCUCUGUGGAGAUGGGAGAACCUUCCAGAAGGACAACUAUCUCUGCAGCACUCCACCAAUCAGGCCUUUAUGGUACAGUGGCCAGACGGAAGCCACUCCUCAGUAAAAGGCACAUGACAGCCCGCUUGGAGUUUGCCAAAAGGCACCUAAAGGACUCUGACCAUGAGAAACAAGAUUGUCUGGUCUGAUGAAACCAACUCUUUGGCCUGAAUGCCCAGCUUCGCAUCUGGAGGAAACCUGGCACCAUCCCUACGGUGAAACAUAGUGGUGGCAGCAUCAUGCUGUGGGGAUGUUUUUCAGCGGCAGGUACUGGCAGACUAGUCAGGAUCGAGGGAAAGAUGAACAGAGCAAAGUACAGAGAGAUCCUUGAUGAAAACCUGCUCCAGAGCACUAAGGACCUCAGACUGGGGUGGAGGUUCACCUUCCAACAGGACAAUGACCCUAAGCACACAGCCAAGACAAUGCAGGAGUGGCUUCGGGACAAGUCUCUGAAUGUCCUUGAGUGGCCCAGCCAGAGCCCGGACUUGAACCCGAUCUAACAUCUCUGGAGAGACCUCAAAAUAGCUGUGCAGCGACGCUCCCCAUCCGACCUGACAGAACUUGAGAGGAUCUGCAGAGAAGAAUGGGAGAAACUCCCCAAAUACAGGUGUGCCAUGUUUGUAGCGUCCUACCCAAUAAGACUUGAGGCUGUAAUCACUGCCAAAGGUGCUUCAACAAAGUGCUGAGUAAAGGGUCUGAAUACUUAUGUAAAUGUGAUAUUUCAGUUUUUUCUUCUUUUUUUAAAAAUGUCUAAAUACCUGUUUUUGCUUUGUCAUUAUGAGGUAUUGUGUGUAGAUUGAUGAGGGAUUUAUUUAUUUAUUAUUCCAUUUGAGAAUAAGGCUGUAACGUAACAAAAUGUGGGAAAAGUCAAGGAGUCUGAAUACUUUCCGAAUGCACUGUAAAUAGUGCUUUCAUUUCUAAACACUAAAACAGAUAUGUAUGAAAAUACCCAGAAAUAAAAGGUGACCUUCUGUGCUGUCGUCUCAUAUGAAACAUUUGAUCUGAAAUCCAAAAUGCUGGAGUAUAGAGCCAAAUGUACACAUUUAUAGCUUCACUGUCUGAAUAAAUACUUAGGGGAGUGUACAUCAACUCUCUUUUCACAAGUUAUCUUCAUCUUAGCAGCUACUCUCUUCCUUACUCUUCAUUUUAACUCUUUAAGAAGCAGAGAUUUCAGUGUAGAACCUGUCACUGCCACCACCACCCAUCUACCUCCAUCUAACCACCCAACUACCUCCAUCUAACCAUUUAACCACCCAACUACCUCCAUCUAACCAUUUAACCACCCAACUACCUCCACCUAACCAUUUAACCACCCAACUACCUCCACCUAACCAUUUAACCACCCAACUACCUCCACCUAACCAUUUAACCACCCAACUACCUCCACCUAACCAUUUAACCACCCAACUACCUCCACCUAACCAUUUAACCACCCAACUACCUCCACCUAACCAUUUAACCACCCAACUACCUCCACCUAACCAUUUAACCACCCAACUACCUCCACCUAACCAUUUAACCACCCAACUACCUCCAUCUAACCAUUUAACCACCCAACUACCUCCAUCUAACCAUUUAACCACCCAACUACCUCCAUCUAACCAUUUAACCACCCAACUACCUCCAUCUAACCAUUUAGCCACCCUUCUACCUCCACCUAACCAUUUAGCCACCCUUCUACCUCCACCUAACCAUUUAACCACCCUUCUACCUCCACCUAACCAUUUAACCACCCUUCUACCUCCAUCUAACCAUUUAACCACCCUUCUACCUCCACCUAACCAUUUAACCACCCUUCUACCUCCACCUAACCAUUUAACCACCCGUCUACCUUCACCUAACCAUUUAACCACCCUUCUACCUCCACCUAACCAUUUAACCACCCUUCUACCUCCACCUAACCAUUUAACCACCCAACUACCUCCACCUAACCAUUUAACCACCCAACUACCUCAUCUAACCAUUUAACCACCCAACUACCUCCAUCUAACCACCCAGCUACCUCCACCUAAGUGGUCCUCUGUAGCUCAGCUGGUAGAGCACAGCGCUUGUAACGCCAGGGUAGUGGGUUCGAUCCCCGGGACCACCCAUACACAAAAAUGUAUGGAGGCAUGACUGUAAGUCGCUUUGGAUAAAAGCGUCUGCUAAAUGGCUUUAUUAUUAUUAUUAUUAUUAUUAUUAUUAACCACCCAACUACCUCAUCUAACCACCCAACUACCUCAUCUAACCACCCAACUACCUCAUCUAACCACCCAACUGCCUCCACCUAACCACCCAGCUACCUCCAUCUAACCACCCAACUGCCUCCACCACAUCUUUUGUCUAGUAAUCUCUGCUGGUCCUGUCUGUCAGUCCACAGUCUUUAGUCCGGUCUGUCAGUCCACGGCCAUUAGUCCUUUCUGUCAGUCCACGGCCUUUAGUCCGGUCUGUCAGUCCACGGCCUUUAGUCCGGUCUGUCAGUCCACGGCCUUUAGUCCGGUCUGUCAGUCCACGGCCUUUAGUCCGGUCUGUCAGUCCACGGCCUUUAGCUGCACUAAAACUCUAUUCCCUCUUUCUCUUGUACUAAAGUACCUCCUGCUUUCUCUCUCUCUCUCUCUCUUCCUCUCCUCUCCUCUCCUCUCCUCUCCUCUCCUCUCCUCUCCUCUCCUCUCCUCUCCUCUCCUCUCCUCUCCUCUCCUCUCCUCUCCUCUCCUCUCCUCUCCCUCACUGUCGUCUUUUCCUCUCUGUUCCUUGUUUGGUCUGUCCUCAACCUUUACCUCCCCCCUAGCCUGACGCCUCGGGCUCUAAGGAUGUCAAGGCACAGAGGAAGGUAGACUGGCUACACUCACACCCCAGCCCCCUCUCUUACCCCCACCCAGUGGUCUAACCCAGCCUGCUUAGCUUGGCACUGCUAAUCUAUGUUUUAAGUAUAUGUCUGUGCACAACCCCCCUCAUCCUCUCCCAACCUCUACAAAUUGUUUAUGAUCUAACACAAACAGGAAGUGCUACUUCAUUUACCCCCCCCCCCCCCCCCCCCCCCCCCAACAGGGUUUUAGUAUGGCGGCCCGGCCACUAAGGAGCCUGCUUUCUCCGGCAGUUGAGUUAUCCAAACUCGCGCAGACAUUUUGAUUCACUUUUUAUUUUAAUGUUCAUAUUUUCUUGGUUACAUUGGAUCACCCCGCACAGAAUACUUCCCUUUAGCCAGUAACUCUCUCCCCUCUCCACAUUUGUCUAAGCACACUGCAGAGCCAUUAAAAUGAGAAAAGCUUCAGUUUCUUCACCCCUCAGCUCCCCUUGUGUUUCUAGUCUGUGCUUGCUGUGUGGAAUGUCGUCAUGGGGCUUGUCUGUACUGCUCUGUGUCCCUCUACCCUCUCCCCCGUCUCUGCUGGUUCAUGGCUGCUACUGGCUGGCUGUAGAUGGUUGUUGUUGGUGUCUGGUUGUUGGUGUUUGUGGGUGGAUGGGCCCCUUAACCCCCCAUAACCAAUAACAUUAACCUAUAUGGUACUGAGCCUCUGAUUGGGCCUUUUCAGUUACAUCCUUCUCCAGGAUCAUUUGUAUUGAUCUGAAAGGAGCUGCUACACCUAGACAGUCCUCUGACACCUAGCCAACCCUCUUCAACGUAGCCAGUCCUCUGACACCUAGCCAACCCUCUUCAACGUAGCCAGUCCUCUGACACCUAGCCAACCCUCUUCAACUUAGCCAGUCCUCUGACACCUAGCCAGUCCUCUGACACCUAGCCAACCCUCUUCAACUUAGCCAGCCCUCUUCAACUUAGCCAGCCCUCUUCAACUUAGCCAGCCCUCUUCAACUUAGCCAGUCCUCUGACACCUAGCCAACCCUCUUCAACUUAGCCAGUCCUCUGACACCUAGCCAGUCCUCUGACACUUAGCCAGCCCUCUUCAACUUAGCCAACCCUCUUCAACUUAGCCAACCCUCUUCAACUUAGCCAGUCCUCUGACACCUAGCCAGUCCUCUGACACCUAGCCAACCCUCUUCAACUUAGCCAGUCCUCUGACACCUAGCCAGUCCUCUGACACCUAGCCAACCCUCUUCAACUUAGCCAGUCCUCUGACACCUAGCCAACCCUCUUCAACUUAGCCAGUCCUCUGACACCUAGCCAACCCUCUUCAACUUAGCCAGCCCUCUUCAACUUAGCCAGCCCUCUUCAACUUAGCCAGCCCUCUUCAACUUAGCCAGCCCUCUUCAACUUAGCCAGCCCUCUUCAACUUAGCCAGCCCUCUUCAACUUAGCCAGCCCUCUUCAACUUAGCCAGCCCUCUGACACUUAGCCAACCCUCUUCAACUUAGCCAGUCCUCUGACCCCUAGCCAGUCCUCUUCAACUUUGCCAGUCCUCUGACACCUAGCCAACCCUCUCAGAUCUAUACAAAUUCCUAAAGGGUAGAGGUUAGGGAAUGGGUCUUUUUUGGAAGGAUGAGGUGUUUGACAAAGUCUGUCUGUCUGUCCCACAGGCGGAGGAGCGUCAUGGCAACGUGGAGGAGAGGCUGAGGCAGAUGGAGACUCAGCUGGAGGAGAAGAACCAGGAACUCCUCAGGGUGAGGUCACCUGGCUGGCUGUCGUCUGUGUUGUUUACAGAUGUGGUCCUUGGACUCUCUGAUUUUAGCAUUGUACUUUAAACGUAGACAAUAUAUUCAUCCUCAUUCUCAUUCAAAUAACUAAUCGAAGAUUGUACUUCGAACAAUCGAAAGAUCCAUUAAUUAACAGAAAAUUUAAAGAAAAUGUGUGUCGUGAAAUGUUUCCCGUCAUGCUCUGUCUGGGAGGUUUUGUGAUUAGUGGGUUUGUUUUGUGGUGUGAAGGCACGCCAGCGGGAGAAGAUGAACGAGGAUCACAACAGGCGUCUGUCGGAGACGGUGGACAAGCUGCUGUCAGAGUCCAACGAGAGGUUACAGCUUCACCUCAAGGAGAGGAUGUCUGCCCUGGAGGACAAGGUGGGUGGGACGUGCUAAAUGGCAGUUCAUUCAAUCCGUACCUCUAUAGCUGAACCCACUGGGACAAUGCUGUGGUCAUUAUCUAUAGCUGAACCAAGCUGGGACAAUGCUGUGGUCAUUAUCUAUAGCUGAACCAAGCUGGGACAAUGCUGUGGUCAUUAUCUAUAGCUGAACCAAGCUGGGACAAUGCUGUGGUCAUUAUCUAUAGCUGAACCAAACUGGGACAAUGCUGUGGUCAUUAUCUAUAGCUGAACCCACUAGGACAAUGCUGUGGUCAUUAUCUAUAGCUGAACCAAACUGGGACAAUGCUGUGGUCAUUAUCUAUAGCUGAACCCACUGGGACAAUGCUGUGGUCAUUAUCUAUAGCUGAACCAAACUGGGACAAUGCUGUGGUCAUUAUCUAUAGCUGAACCCACUGGGACAAUGCUGUGGUCAUUAUCUAUAGCUGAACCAAGCUGGGACAAUGCUGUGGUCAUUAUCUAUAGCUGAACCAAGCUGGGACAAUGCUGUGGUCAUUAUCUAUAGCUGAACCAAGCUGGGACAAUGCUGUGGUCAUUAUCUAUAGCUGAACCCACUGGGACAAUGCUGUGGUCAUUAUCUAUAGCUGAACCCACUGGGACAAUGCUGUGGUCAUUAUCUAUAGCUGAACCAAACUGGGACAAUGCUGUGGUCAUUAUCUAUAGCUGAACCAAGCUGGGACAAUGCUGUGGUCAUUAUCUAUAGCUGAACCAAGCUGGGACAAUGCUGUGGUCAUUAUCUAUAGCUGAACCCACUGGGACAAUGCUGUGGUCAUUAUCUAUAGCUGAACCCACUGGGACAAUGCUGUGGUCAUUAUCUAUAGCUGAACCAAGCUGGGACAAUGUUGUGGUCAUUAUCUAUAGCUGAACCCACUGGGACAAUGCUGUGGUCAUUAUCUAUAGCUGAACCCACUGGGACAAUGCUGUGGUCAUUAUCUAUAGCUGAACCAAGCUGGGACAAUGUUGUGGUCAUUAUCUAUAGCUGAACCCACUGGGACAAUGCUGUGGUCAUUAUCUAUAGCUGAACCCACUGGGACAAUGCUGUGGUCAUUAUCUAUAGCUGAACCCACUGGGACAAUGCUGUGGUCAUUAUCUAUAGCUGAACCCACUGGGACAAUGCUGUGGUCAUUAUCUAUAGCUGAACCAAGCUGGGACAAUGCUGUGGUCAUUAUCUAUAGCUGAACCAAACUGGGACAAUGCUGUGGUCAUUAUCUAUAGCUGAACCCACUGGGACAAUGCUGUGGUCAUUAUCUAUAGCUGAACCAAGCUGGGACAAUGCUGUGGUCAUUAUCUAUAGCUGAACCCACUGGGACAAUGCUGUGGUCAUUAUCUAUAGCUGAACCCACUGGGACAAUGCUGUGGUCAUUAUCUAUAGCUGAACCAAGCUGGGACAAUGUUGUGUUGAUUCUCCAUGUGCUGUCUCUCCUCUUCAUCAGAAUGCCCUCAUAAGAGAUCUGGAUCACACUAAGAAGCUGAUUGAGGCGGCACACCAUGAGAAGGUAAGGACCUCUGGGUACUCUGGGUACUGACUGCUCUGAACGACUGGAGACCUGGUGUGUCAUCGCUGGGUUUGGAUUCUCAUCCCCCAUGACAUCCCUCAUGUCUGUCUUUCUCUGCUCCCCUCUCCCUCCCUACCACCUCCCUCCAUACCCCCUCCUUCCCUCCCUCCAUACCCCCUCCUUCCCUCCCUCCAUACCCCCUCCUUACCUCCCUCCAUACCCCCUCCUUCCCUCCCUCCAUACCCCCUCCUUACCUCCCUCCAUACCCCCUCCUUCCCUCCCUCCAUACCCCCUCCUUACCUCCCUCCAUACCCCUCCUUCCCUCCCUCCAUACCCCCUCCUUCCCUCCCUCCCUACCACCCCUCAUUCCCUCCCUCCCUCUAUACCCCCUCCCCUACCCCCCUCAUUCCCUCAUUCCCUCUAUACCCCCCUCCCCCUACCCCCUCCCUCCCUACCCCCUCAUUCCCUCUCUCCCUCUAUAACCCCCUCCCCCUACCCCCUCAUUCCCUCUAUACCCCUCCCCCUACCCCCCUCCCUCCCUACCCCCCUCAUUCCCUCUAUAACCCCCCUCCCCCUACCCCCCUCCCUCCCUACCCCCCUCCUCCCCCUCUCCCUCCUUACCCCCUCCUUUCCUCUCCUCCCUCCCCCUCCUCUCUCCCUCCCUCCCUCCCUCCCUCCCUCCCUACCCCCUCAUUCCUUCCCUCCCUCCCUCCCUCCUUACCCCCUCAUUCCCUCUCUCCCUCCCUCUCUCAGGAGCAGCUACUGAUCCAGAUUGAGACGAUGCGGGCAGAGAACGAUCAGGGCAGGAGCAACUCACUGCUGCACCAUGGGUAAGAUCAUCUGCUUUCUCCUCAUUGGCUGUCCUAGACUCUGGCCCACACAUGAUUGGCCAGUGCUCUGGCCUCUCUGUCCACCUCUUUCUUUGUGAUUGAUCUAUUGUGUGUGAUGUGUGUGUGAUGUGUGUGUGUGUGUGUGUGCGCUCUCAGGCGUUCUCACCUAGGCAGCACCCCAGACUUCAGGUACCCGGUGUCGGCCUCCUCCAUGAUGGACAGCCACUCGGACCACUACGGCAGCGCGCUGGUGCUGAGGCGGCCCCAGAAGGGGCGGUUUGCCGCGCUACGGGACGAACCCUCCAAGGUGAGCCCCCACAGCCCUGUGUGUCCUAGUGAGGGACCGUUUAAAUGUAAUAUUGGCAGCUGUCUGUCUGUCUGGUGGACCUAGCUACUGAUGUUCCAUUCAAUUCACCCCAGCAGUCCAGCUAUCUGUUUUCUGUGUUGAAGUCAUCUCCGGCCCACAAACUGUUGUCCCUCUCCUUCCCUCCCUCCCUCUCUCCCUCUCUCAUUUGAUCUCACUGUAUCUGAUGGUGUUCUCUCUCUCCCUUUCUUUGCUUCCUCUCUGGACAUCAGAGACAUGUAAGUCAGAAUGAAGACAACCGUGAUGAUGAUGAUUUGAUGUUGGUCUUCAGUCUUUGCAGUGCAUGGUUAAAAGGUAUUCAGGACCGUCUGAUACCAUCAGUCUAACUCUCUCUCUCUCUCGCUCUCCUCUCUCUCUCUCUCCUCUCUCGCUCCUCUCUCUCUCUCUCUCUCUCUCUCUCUCCUCCUCUCUCCUCUCUCUCUCUCUCUCUCUCUCUCGCUCUCUCUCUCUCUCUCUCGCUCUCUCUCGCUCUCUCUCUCUCUCGCUCUCUCUCUCUCUCGCUCUCUCUCUCUCGCUUUCUCUCUCUCUCUGUCUCUGUGUCUCUGUCUCUGUGUCUCUGUCUCUCUCUCCCAUCUCAGGUCCAGACUCUGAAUGAACAGGAGUGGGAGCGUGUGCAGCAGGCUAAUGUUCUGGCCAACGUUGCUCAGGCGUUUGAGUCUGACCUGGACACGUCCGACCUGGAGGACGAUGAGCGCGAGACCAUCUUCAGCUCAGUGGACCUGCUGUCCCCCGCCGGCCAGGCCGACGCCCAGACCCUGGCUCUCAUGCUGCAGGAGCAGCUGGACGCCAUCAACAACGAGAUCAGGUGCACACACACACGCCCCUACUGCUACUCAUUGGAUCAGCAUGUUAUAUAUCAACAACGAGAUCAGGUGCACACACACACGCCCCUACUGCUACUCAUUGGAUCAGCAUGUUAUAUAUCAACAACGAGAUCAGGUGCACACACACACGCCCCUACUGCUACUCAUUCUAUCAGCAUGUUAUAUGUAUUUCAACAUCAUUCUGGAUCUGUCAUUCUAAUAAUCUUUUGAGUAACAUUUUCCCAUUUUCAUUUUAGGGAAAACAAGGAGAUACUAACACUAACAUCUCUUUCUCUCUCCCCUCGCUUUCUCUCACUCCUCCCCCCCCUCUUUCUCUCUCCCCUCGCUUUCUCUCACUCCUCCCCCCUCUCCUCGCUCGCGCUCUCUCCCUUCUCUCUCUCUCUCUCUCUCUCUCCUCUACCCCCCCCCAGGAUGAUUCAGGAGGAGAAGGAGAACACAGCCAUGCUGGCAGAGGAGAUGGAGAGCCGGGUGGGCAGUGGGGACAGCCUGGGGGGCAGUCGCUUCCGCUCCAUGAGCUCCAUCCCCCCCUCCUCCAUGGGGGGCUCGUCGCCCCCCGGCUCAGGCUCCUCCACCCCGCGACGCAUCCCCAACCGCAGCCCCAACCGAGAGGUGGACCGCAUGGGAGUCAUGACCCUGGUGAGAGAGAGACCUACGCCCUAUGCACUUGUGGAGAUCUUAGAGGAGUUGAUUAGUAUACGUAAUGUGGUGAAACUUUCAGCUAGCCUAUCAGAGAGCAAGUGGAGCUAUCAUCAUAUUACCUACACUUGUUAAAUCCUCUCUGAUCUCCACAAGUGCAUAGGACGUAGGGUUUAGGGGGUGAUUUGGGAUUGGGUCCCACACUCCAUCCAUCAUCGCUCUCCUUUUACUCAUUCAGCGUCAGUCCAUCCAUGUUGAUCAACCAGCUCCUCUCUGAAACAACCACCCCUUACCUCCUCCUCUAGAAUUACAUCCUCCUCCUCCUCCUCUAGAAUUACAUCAUUCUCCUCCUCCUCUAGAAUUACAUCCUACUCCUCCUCUAGAAUUACAUCCUCCUCCUCCUCUAGAAUUACAUCCUCCUCCUCCUCCUCUAGAAUUACAUCCUCCUCCUCCUCCUCUAGAAUUACAUCCUCCUCCUCCUCCUCUAGAAUUACAUCCUCCUCCUCCUCCUCUAGAAUGACAUCCUCCUCCUCUAGAAUUACAUCAUUCUCCUCCUCCUCUAGAAUUACAUCCUCCUCCUCCUCCUCUAGAAUUACAUCCUCCUCCUCCUCCUCUAGAAUGACAUCCUCCUCCUCCUCCUCUAGAAUGACAUCAUCCUCCUCCUCCUCUAGAAUGACAUCCUCCUCCUCUAGAAUUACAUCCUCCUCCUCCUCUCGUCGAUCUCUCUCUCUCUCUCUCUCUCCCUCCUCUCUUCUCUCUCUCCAUUCCUUUAGCUUCACUAACUGUCAUCUCUCAUUAUUGGUUCAGUUAUACCAUCCCUUGUUCAUACUAGUCUACAGGAGCUUCGUUUCAUGUGUUGUCAGAUCUUUGUCCAUUAGAAUCUGUUUUGAUCUGUUCAGUGUUUGUGACACGUUCAUGGAACUAGCUACUAGUUUGGCAUUUUGUAUUUGGUAGGUGACGUGUGUGUGUAACCUGUGCCUGUGUUCCCCCAGCACUACCUCUAUGACCCCUAUGUGAUCCAGAGGUCUCUGUCCCAGCAGCAGACAGUAGCUUACCUGCCCUACCCUGCUGCUAGCGUUAGCUUACCUGUCCCCCCUGCCUGUAGCUAUGCUCCAUGCUACUUCCAGGUACCACCCCCUACCCUGCUCCUCUCUUCACCAGGCAGCGUUCAGUCAGCCUGGGGUCGCACUCACACACACACCGUCCCACGGUCCAUCUGUGGGGCCACACAGCAAUCACUAGCUGGUCACUAGCCUCUCAUGGCAGGGUUUUGAAGUUGUCCUAGAAUGCCGGGCCCCCAUUGGACUUCAGAAAGAGAUCAGGCAGAUGGCUUAACCAAUGAAGAUGCAGAGCGAAUGCAAAAACUCUGUUUGGCUGUUAGCUCAUCACACACCAGACAGAAUGGCUGUAGAUUUUGAUAUCAGUUAAAGUAGAGCCUUGUUGUGCUCAAUUAAGACCUAAUUUCAGACACGACUGAGUUAAAUGACUUAUUUUCCCCUCAGCUUGAUUAAGUUCUGUGUUUGACUUCUGUCCCCCCCUCCACUUCCUGGUACUCUUAUCGCUUCCUGUCGCUUGGGGGUGGUUCAGAGCAGGGCUUGGAGAACCUUCCAUGGAAAUAUGUGCUGCUAUUCCAUUUGUUUAUUUACUCUAGAGAUGCCAGGCUAGAGAAAAGGCAUGCAGGGGCACAUCAACCCUAGCUGCCUCACUCCCCCGUCACAUGACACGAGUCCCAUAUCCCUGGCUGCCUCACUCCCCUGUCACAUGACACUAGUCCCAUAUCCCUGGCUGCCUCACUCCCCUGUCACAUGACAUGAGUCACAUAUUAUUACCACAGUCCUAGGUUGUGUUCAGUAGGGCACACCGUGGCAAAACAUUUAAAAACGGAAUUGGACACGUUGAUGCUGCUUUCCUCCAUGUUGUGCCCCCUGAACAUGACCCAGGCCUGUUCCUUUAGGUAAACAGUCUGGUGUUGUGUGUUUCAUUUCCUGCUUCAACUUAAACCAAUUAAUUAGCGUAUGUUAUUUUUAAGAACACCCAUGUGAGAGAGCACGGUCGGUGUGUGUGUGUGAGAGCGACCCCUUAAAGCAGUAGCUUAGCCAUUAGCUACUACCACAGACUGACCCCCCUCCUCCCGGAGUGUGUUUUGCAGUGGUUUCACUCUGCUCCCUCCUCUGAUCUUUGACCUCGGUGUGGUUCCCCCAGACAGUGUACACUACCGGUCAAAGAACACCUACUCAUUCAAGGGUUUUUCUUUAUUUUUACUAUUUUCUACAUUGUAGAAUAAUAGUGAAGACAUCAAAACUAUGAAAUAACACAUAUGGAAUCAUGUAGUAACCAUAAAAGUGUUAAACAAAUCAAAAAUAUAUUUUAUAUUUGAGGUUCUUCAAAGUAGCCACCCUUUGCCUUGAUGACAGCUUUGCACGCUCUUGGCAUUCUCUCAACCAGCUUCAUGAGGUAGUCACCUGUGUGCUGGGCCUUGGGUUCUGCUGGUAGUGUGUGUGUGUGCUGGGCCUUGGGUUCUGCUGGUAGUGUGUGUGUGUGCUGGGCCUUGGGUUCUGCUGGUAGUGUGUGUGUGUGCUGGGCCUUGGGUUCUGCUGGUAGUGUGUGUGUGCUGGGCCUUGGGUUCUGCUGGUAGUGUGUGUGUGUGCUGGGCCUUGGGUUCUGCUGGUAGUGUGUGUGUGUGCUGGGCCUUGGGUUCUGCUGGUAGUGUGUGUGACUAACGUGCUCUCUUCUCUCCUCCUCCGCUGCUUCAGCCUAGUGACCUGCGCAAGCACCGCAGGAAGGUAAUCUAGAAACCAUGCUAGCUACUACUCUCUCUCUCUCUCUGGCCUCUACCCUGUCUGUCUGUCUGUCUGUCUGUCUGUCUGUCUGUCUGUCUGUCUGUCUGUCUGCCUGUCUGCCUGUCUGCCUGUCUGCCUGUCUGUCUGUCUGUCUGUCUGUCUCCUUCCCAACCAUACGCUGUUUUCCAGACUCUACACCCCCCAUAAAAUGUGACUUCACAACCCCCCCCCACCACGUGGUUCAACCCUACACCUCCCAAACCCUGAGUGUCUUGAACAUCCUGUCACAAAGCGAGGGGAGACUUAUUGUUUUCUUUCCAGGUUCAAGAACCAGUCUGUUUCUGCUGCUCUACCAUACUCCCCAUCGACUCCAUACAGAGAAGGAAAAUACUAUUUUCCAUUAGAUUAGAAGACAGUGACUGACUGAGUGUCCCCAUGUUGUGUCUAGUCUGCCCAGGACGACAAGGCCACCAUCCAGUGUGAGACGUCUCCCCCCAACUCCCCGCGCUCCAUGCGCCUACACAAGGGGGCCAUCCACACUGCCAGCCAUGAGGACAUCAGAGACAUCCGCAGGUAGGAAGGACCUUUCUGCCUCACGUCAAUAUAUCAUUCUGUUCGUUUUCUAGAAGAGCAAUAUAUUGAUGCUGGUCUCUUCGUUUCUCUCUUCUUCUGUCGUUCUCAUAUCUGUCCAUCCAUCUAUCUCUUCAUCCCUCUGUUUCUGAUCUCUCCAUCAAUUUAUCUAUCCACAUAUCUCUCUCCAUCGCUUUCUCUCUCUGUAUGUCUCUUUAUGCAUUCAUGCUCAUCUCUCUCUCCGCCUCUCUCUCACCCCCCUCCUUCCACUCUCGCCUCCCUCCUCCCUCUCUCCCCCUUCUCUCUCUCCCCCUUCUCUCUCUCCCCCACCUCUCUCUCCCCCACCUAUCUCCCCCCCUUCUCCCCCACCUAUCUCUCCCCCUUCUCCCCCACCUAUCUCUCCCCCUUCUCCCCCACCUAUCUCUCCCCCCUCUCCCCACCUAUCUCUCCCCACCUAUCUCUCCCCCCUCUCCCCCACCUCUGAUCUCUUCCCACCUCUCUCCCCCCCACCUCUGUCUCUCUCCCCCCCUCUCCCCCCCUCUGUCUCUCUCUCCCCCCCCACUCUCUCUCUCCCCACCCCUAUCUCUCUCUCCCCUCUCUCUCCCCCACCUAUCUCUCUCUCCCCACCUCUCUCUCUCCCCCACCUCUCUCUCUCUCCCCCACCUAUCUCUCUCUCCCCCACCUAUCUCUCUAUCCCCACCUCCUCUCUCUCUCUCCCCCAACCUCUCUCGCUCUCCCCACUUAUCUCUCUCUCCCCCACAUCUCUCUCUCCCCCUAUCUCUCUUCCCCACCUCUCUCUCCUAUCUCUCUCUACCCCACCUUUCUCUCUCUCCCCACACUCUCCUCUCUCUCCCCACCUCUCUCUCUCUCCCCACCUCUCUCUCUCUCCCCCCUCUCUCUUCCCCCCCUCCCCCACCUAUCUCUCCCCACCUCUCUCUCCCCAACCCGCUCUCUCUGCGUCCCCCACCGAUCUCGUCUCUCUCUCCCCGCCCUCCCCACCGUAUCUCUCCCCCACCUCUCUCUCUUCCCCCACCUCUCUCUGCUCCUCCCACCUCUCUCCUCUCUCUCCCCCCACCCCGCCCCCCAUCUACUCCUCUCUCUCCCCGCCCCCCAUCUCUCUCUCCCCCUUCUUGCUCCCCGUCUCAGUAUGGCCACCCUACAGGACGGCCAGGGUAGUAACCCCAGCAGCAGUAAUAGCAGUCAGGACUCUCUGAACAAGGCAGCCAAGAAGAAGAGCAUCAAGUCCUCCAUCGGGCGCCUCUUCGGCAAGAAGGAGAAGGGUCGGCCAGGCCCCCCAGGGAGCAAGGAGUUCCCUGGCAGCCAAGGUCAGUCCCCCCUCCCUAGAACAUACCUGCUGAGUCAUGUUCAUUAGGCAACAAACAGAUGAAAAAAACUGAAACCGGGAAGGGACUACCUAGACUGAAGUUGACCUCUGACCCUCAUCUCUCCUCAUAGCUGGUACCCCCGAGGCGGAGACCUCUCCCCAGGAUGCACUGGGGCUGGGCAAACUGGGCGGCCCCGCUGAGAAGAACAGGAAACUGCAGAAGAAGUAGGUGUUUCCACAUCCCGUCACCGCUUCUGUCAGUGACGCAACAUACAGUGCAUUCAGAAAGUAUUUAGACCCCUUGACUUUUUCCACAUUUUGUUACAUUACAGCCUUAUUCUAAAGUGGAUUAAAUAGUUUUCCCCCCUCAAUCUACACACAUUACCCCAUAAUGACGAAGCAAAAACAGGUUUUUAUAAAUUUGUGCACAUUUAUUACAAAUAAAAAAACUAUCACAUUUAUGUAAGUAUUCAGACCCUUUACUCAGUACUUUGUUGAAGCACCUUUGGCAGUGAUUACAGCCUCAAGUCUUCUUGGGUACGACGCUACAAGCUUGGCACAUCUGUAUUUGGGGAGUUUCUCCCAUUCUUCUCUGCAGAUCCUCUCAAGCUCUGUCAGGUUGAAUGGGGAGCGUCGCUGCACAGCUAUUUUCAGGUCUCUCCAGAGAUGUUAGAUCGGGUUCAAGCCCAGGCUCUGGCUGGGCCACUCAAGGACAUUCAGAGACUUGUCCCAAAGCCACUCCUGCAUUGUCUUGGCUGUGUGCUUAGGGUCGUUGUCCUGUUGUAAGGUGAACCCUGAGCACUCGGGAGCCGGUUUUCUUCAAGGAUCUCUUUGUACUUUGCUCCAUUCAUCUUUCCCUCAAUCCGGACUAGUCUCCCAGUACCUGCCCCUGAACAACAUCCCCACAGCAUGAUGCUGCCACCACCGUGCUUCACCGUAGAGAUGGUGCCAGGUUUCCUCCAGACGUGACGCUUGGCAUUCAGGCCAAAGAGUUUAAUCUUGGUUUCAUCAAACCAAAGAAUCUUGUUUCUAAUGGUCUGAGAGUCUUUAGGUUCCUUUUGGCAAACUCCAAGUGGGCUGUCAUGUGCCUUUUACUGAGGAGUGGCUUCCAUCUGGCCACUCUACCAUAAAGGUCUGAUUGGUGGAGUGCUGCAGAGAUGGUUGUCCUUCUGGAAGGUUCUCCCAUCUCCACAGAGGAAACUGGUGCUCUGUCAGAGUGACAAACGGGUUCUUGGUCACCUCCCUGGCCAAGGCCCUUCUCCCCCGAUUGCUCAGUUUGGCCGGGCGGCCAGCUCUAGGAAGAGUCUUGGUGGUUCCAAACUUCUUCCAUUUAAGAAUGAUGGAGGCCACUGUGUUCUUGGGGACCUUCAAUGAUGCAGACAUUUUUUGGUACCCUUCCCCAGAUCUGUGCCUCGACACAAUCCUGUCUCGGAGCUCUACGGACAAUUCUUUCGAUCUCAUGGCUUGGUUUUUGCUCUGACAUGCACUAUCAACUGUGGGACCUUAUAUAGACAGGUGUGUGCCUUUCCAAAUCAUGUCCAAUCAAUUGAAUUUACCACAGGUGGACUCCAAUCAAGGAUAAUCAAUGGAAACAAGAUGCACCUGAGCUCAAUUUCGAGUCUCAUAGCAAAGGGUCUGAAUACUCAUGUAAAUAAGGUAUUUCUGUUUUCGCUUUGUCAUUAUGGAGUAUUGUGUGUGUACAUUGAUUAUGAUUUUUUUUUUUUUUCAUCCAUUUUAGAAUAUGGCUGUAACAUAACAAAAUGUGGAAAAAGUCAAGGGGUUUGAGUACUUUCCGAAUGCACUGUAGAUACAUCAGUAGAUAUUACUAAUGGUAGCUAGACAGGUUCUAUCUAGUUAACAGUAGAUAGUCUGAGCGGCUGUGUCUAUGAGUUGGCCACUCGGAUGACUGUAAUCAAUAGGAUAUGCUGUUGCUCUGAGCAGUGACCAGGGUUUUUAACGCUUCCAUCCCAUAGAUAUCAAUCUACUCCAUCAACUGUAGAUCUUGUUGCAUUAGAGGUCAAUCUAGCUCAGAUACGUCUGGUUGAUGGCUCCAGCCAUACAGCUGUUUAUGCUUGUGUGUUCUAUAUGGCCCUUCUAGAUCUGACCAAAGCACUGUAACAGCCCUGUGUUGCUCUAUGCUCACCCUGCCGUGUAGCGCUCUGCCACUUUCUCUCUCACACACAGCCACCGCUGUCCCUCCCAGGGACCUGGCCUCAUGCCUCCCGCCCCAUGCUGUCCCUCCCAGGGGACCUGGCCUCAUGCCCCCCGCCCCAUGCUGUCCCUCCCAGGGGACCUGGCCUCAUGCCCCCGCCCCAUGCUGUCCCUCCCAGGGGACCUGGCCUCAUGCCCCCGCCCCAUGCUGUCCCUCACAGGGGACCUGGCCUCAUGCCCCCGCCCCAUGCUGUCCUCAUGCCCCCGCCCCAUGCUGUCCUCAUGCCCCCGCCCCAUGCUGUCCCUCCCAGGGGACCUGGCCUCAUGCCCCCGCCCCAUGCCCCCGCCCCAUGCUGUCCCUCCCAGGACCUGGCCUCAUGCCCCCGCCCCUGCUGUCCCUCCCAGGGGACCUGGCCUCAUGCCCCCGCCCCAUGCUGUCCCUCCCAGGGGACCUGGCCUCAUGCCCCCGCCCCAUGCUGUCCCUCCCAGGGGACCUGGCCUCAUGCCCCCGCCCCAUGCUGUCCCUCCCAGGGGUCCUGGCCUCAUGCCCCCGCCCCAUGCUGUCCCUCCCAGGGGUCCUGGCCUCAUGCCCCCCGCCCCAUGCUGUCCCUCCCAGGGGACCUGGCCUCAUGCCCCCGCCCCAUGCUGUCCCUCCCAGGGGACCUGGCCUCAUGCCCCCGCCCCAUGCUGUCCCCUCCCAGGGGACCUGGCCUCAUGCCCCCGCCCCAUGCUGUCCCUCCCAGGGGACCUGGCCUCAUGCCCCCGCCCCAUGCUGUCCCUCCCAGGGGACCUGGCCUCAUGCCCCCGCCCCAUGCUGUCCCUCCCAGGGGACCUGGCCUCAUGCCCCCGCCCCAUGCUGUCCCUCCCAGGGGACCUGGCCUCAUGCCCCCGCCCCAUGCUGUCCCUCCCAGGGGACCUGGUCUCAUGCCCCCGCCCCAUGCUGUCCCUCCCAGGGGACCUGGCCUCAUGCCCCCGCCCCAUGCUGUCCCUCCCAGGGGACCUGGCCUCAUGCCCCCCGCCCCAUGCUGUCCCUCCCAGGGGACCUGGCCUCAUGCCCCCGCCCCAUGCUGUCCCUCCCAGGGGUCCUGGUCUCAUGCCCCCGCCCCAUGCUGUCCCUCCCAGGGGACCUGGCCUCAUGCCCCCGCCCCAUGCUGUCCCUCCCAGGGGUCCUGGCCUCAUGCCCCCGCCCCAUGCUGUCCCUCCCAGGGGACCUGGCCUCAUGCCCCCGCCCCAUGCUGUCCCUCCCAGGGGACCUGGUCUCAUGCCCCCGCCCCAUGCUGUCCCUCCCAGGGGACCUGGCCUCAUGCCCCCGCCCCAUGCUGUCCCUCCCAGGGGACCUGGCCUCAUGCCCCCGCCCCAUGCUGUCCCUCCCAGGGAACCUGGCCUCAUGCCCCCGCCCCAUGCUGUCCCUCCCAGGGGACCUGGCCUCAUGCCCCCCGCCCCAUGCUGUCCCUCCCAGGGGACCUGGUCUCAUGCCCCCGCCCCAUGCUGUCCCUCCCAGGGGACCUGGUCUCAUGCCCCCGCCCCAUGCUGUCCCUCCCAGGGGACCUGGUCUCAUGCCCCCGCCCCAUGCUGUCCCUCCCAGGGGACCUGGCCUCAUGCCCCCGCCCCAUGCUGUCCCUCCCAGGGGACCUGGCCUCAUGCCCUCGCCCCAUGCUGUCCCUCCCAGGGGCCUGGUCUCAUGCCCCCGCCCCAUGCUGUCCCUCCCAGGGGACCUGGCCUCAUGCCCUCGCCCGUCCCAUCCACACAAACUCAAUCUCCCAUCAUGCAAAUCACUGCAACUCCUCAGCCACACUGCCAGGGUCUGAUUUUUCUAAGGGCCAGUUUCCCGGAUUCCUAUUACAGUAAUUAGUGCUUUUUAGUACAGGGGUAGGCUCUAUCUGUGUCCGGGAAACCAGCCCUAUGCGUUUGUACAGCUUCAUGCUUCUAGUUCAGGUUGAUAUUAUGUAGUGUCGGCCAGGCUUCCAUUUCAUUCAUUUUGAUGAACUAAUGUCCCCCGUUUUUCUUUUGAAGUAAUCAAGGGGUGACUUGUUCAUAGCUGUAAAACUUUCAAUUAUGCAUAAAGUAAGGUGGCUGAAUAUUUGCGUUUUGAGCGAUCAUUUAAUGACGCUUUCGAUAGAUCUACGUUAUUUGAAUACAGUCAAAGCCUGAUUAUCAUUGGCCUUCACCACCAGGAGCUCUCAUUGGCCGUCACCACCAGGAGCUCUCAUUGGCCUAGUUUGCUAUUUUUAAUUGGCUUCAGUUCACUUUUUAUUUAGCUGAUUUUCACCCUUUUAUUUCAUCCCCCUCUCAUUCCAUCUGUAGUCCAAAGACAGGGUGAGUGAUCUCCUCCAUGUUGCUUGUUGCUUUGCCCUCUUUGCCGCCAAACAGUUGGCUUCAUGCUGCCCUCACCAGCUCUCCUAAGACCUGCUCUGUUGUAUUUUCCUCACUGCUAUACCUACAGUACCAUCUCAACUAACAGGAAUGUGCCUAACCUGCCGUUUUAAUAAAGCUUUCUCUGAGCCCCUUCUGGUGUUAACUUCAUCCUUGUACUCUAGUUAUCAGGGUUGGGGUCAAUUCCAUUUCAAUUCCAGUCAAUUCGGAAUGUAAACCCAAUUCCAAAAUGUCCUAAUUUGAAAAGCAUGGUAGAGAAUUGGAAUUUCAGUGUACUUCCUGAAUUCAAUUUUUAUUUGUCACGUGCUUCGUAAACAUGAGACUUAACAGGUGUAGAUUAACAUAAUUAACUGGAAUUGACCGCGACCCUGGAAGUUACCACUGAGACAACUGAGUCAGUCUUGCCAGGUUUAGUUCUGGUCAGGUUCUAGUGGUAUCUUUCCACUGCUAACAGGUUAUUACAAUGCUGUUAUUAGAGUGAAGAAGUGGAUGGAACUAUCCUGUGGACCAAAAUAUUACACACAAAGAAUAGACAAACAUACUAUCUGAGAAGGUUUUUUCCCAUGUAUUCUUUUGCAUGUAUUCGGUCCCCUACUGACGGUUCUCUUAUGGAUGCAUUCUAACUAACGCAAGUUUCCCCCUAUUACUGAACCGUUGUGAUAACUCCGUUUCCCAUGAUGCCCUUAGUCUGUUAGCCACAAAGAUACCGGUUAUGUAACAGUGGCUUGGCAUGAAGGUGGCCUUCUUCUUGACUCAGGAACAGGAGUCUUCCACCAAAUGUAUUGAUUUAAAGGUGACUGUUCUGGAAAUGAUCUGGGGUUGCUCUCUCUCUCUCUCUCUCUCUCUCUAUCUCUAUCUCUCUCUAUAUAUCUCUAUAUCUCUCUCUCUAUAUAUAUAUAUAUAUAUAUCUCUCUCUCUCUAUAUAUAUCUCUAUAUAUAUCUCUCUCUCUCUCUAUAUAUAUAUAUAUAUAUAUAUAUAUAUAUAUAUAUAUAUAUAUAUAUAUAUCUCUCUCUAUUUAUCUUUCUCUGGGUCCGAACUGCCGCAGGGUUAAAAUCCUCAGCUUUCUCUCUGUUUUACCUCGGCAUGGUUACAACAAUGUGUGUGUGAGGUACUGAGUUUUCAUGGUGUGCAGGUUGAGGUGUGUGUAUGGCGUAACGGGCUCGUGUGUCUCUCUCUCUAACCCUGUGUGUUGUUUUAGGCAUGAGUUGCUGGAGGAGGCUCGCAGGCAGAGUCUACCCUUCGCCCAGUGGGACGGCCCUACUGUAGUGGUCUGGUUGGAGGUGAGACGCACACACACACACACCACAAACUAAUAUGCACACACACACACAUUCACCCAAAAACUCUCAUGUGUACACCCACACACACAUUCACCCAAAAACUCUCAUGUGUACACCCACACACACAUUCAAAACACAAAAAUAACCCAAUCCUGUCCUGUUUUUCUCCUGCCCUCCCCUCUCUGCCCUCCCCCUUUCACCUCUGCCCUCCCCUCUCACCUCUGCCCUCCCCUCUCUGCCUCUGCCCUCCCCUCUCUGCCCUCCCCUGCCAGCCUCUGUCCCCUCUCUGCCCUCCCCUGCCACCUCUGUCCCCUCUCUGCCCUCCCCUCUCUGCCCUCCCCUUUCACCUCUGCCCUCCCCUCUCACCUCUGCCCUCCCCUCUCUGCGCUCCCCUUCCACCUCUGUCCCCUCUCUGCCCUCCCCUUCCACCUCUGCCCCUCCGCGUCUCAUGGCCCCUUCCCCUUCCCACCGCUCUGUCCCCUCUCCUCUGCCCUCCCCCUGCCACCUCUGUCCCCCCUCUGCUCUCUUGCCCCCCCUGCCACCCUGAUCACCCCUCUCUUCUCUGCCCCUGUCCCUCUCUCUGCCCUCCCCUGCCACCUCUGUCCCCUCUCUCUGCCCUCCCCUGCCACCUCUGUUCCCUCUGUAGCUGUGGGUGGGUAUGCCAGCCUGGUAUGUGGCGGCGUGUCGUGCCAAUGUGAAGAGCGGUGCCAUCAUGUCUGCCCUGUCGGACACAGAGAUCCAGAGGGAGAUUGGCAUCAGUAACCCCCUCCACCGCCUCAAACUGAGACUGGCCAUCCAGGAGAUCAUGUCCCUCACCUCCCCCUCUGCACCCCCCACCUCCAGAACCGUAAGAGAGAGACACACACAUGCACACACACGCUCACACACACACAAACGAGAACACACACAUACACACGUGUACCCAUACACAGUGACACAUACACACACACACACACCAAAGAUACUGGUAGCUCCAAAAUUAAGACAGUCCAAAGAAAAUAAUGGAGUCCAGCUCAGCCGUGGAUCCUGGAGGACCUGUCCUCUUCUUCCGUUCCUCACCACCUGAUUGGAGCAUGCUACUGUCACUCCUCUAACCAGCUAAUAGCGUUUCUCACUGUAACCUGUCCACCAAUCGGAAUUCACGGAGCAUCACUCACAAGGACUGCCCUGAUUGGGGCCUCUCUCUCUGUCUCUCUCUCUCUCUGUCUCUCUCUCUGUCUCUCUCUCUGUCUCUGUGUGUGUGAAUCAUUUGGUGUGAUUAAUAACAAUACUGUCUGGUCUUCUUAUUUCCCUUACCUUCCUCCCUCGUGUUCUUAAACAAAACAAAUCCUCACUUCCUCUCCCUCCUCCAUCUCCUUUCCCUCUCCUCUCCCUCCUCCCUGUCCUCUCACACGCUUGCAUCACUGGUGAUUCUUGGGAUUGUCACAUGAUCAGUCCACGGGGAACGUGUGGGUCACGCACGAAGAGUUGGAGUGCCUUGCAGCCAUGCCCCCCACGGUUAGUCUGGCCAAGCCAUUGGGCAGUCGCUGGCGACUGGUAGUGAUCUGGUUGGUAGUUGGGUGUUACUCCCUGUGUGUGUGCUUUUCUCACGGCCCUGUUUGUCCAAGUCUGUGUCUUGGUUUGGGCUUUUGGUGUCAGUAGGUGUGUUUUUGUGUGUGUGUGUGUGUCUGUCAGUUUGGUUGAAGGCUAAGUUCAGCAUAGACUUAGCUUUUGAACUAAAAUGACUGGUUAACAUUAGAUUUGUGUUAUCUUUAUGUUCCUGGCCUAAUUGCUACACAGUAUGUCAAGUUAUAAAACUGUUUCAUUUAAACACUUUUGCUCAAUGCUAUAUUUACAGUCCUGUUUCAACCUGGGAUUUACUAAUACAUGAAGUGGUACAAUGGAUAUUUCAACAGGGAAAAUACCGGUAUUAGAUAUUGAAAUGAGUUCUAGGUCAAUCUCAGGUUCAUAGAGAACAGGAAGCUAAUGUAGCCUAAAGCAUGAGCUGUGUUUGUUGCAUGUCCAGUUUCUAGUUGAGUUGUCUUAACAUUAACACUUGUUGAGUAGCAUGUUCAUGUUGAGCUGCCUAACCCAGCACUGCCACGGUCACUAACUCUAACCCGCUUCUCUUCUCUCACCAUGCUAACCAUGCUAACAACAGGAAGAUGCCGAGGGCAGCUGGGCCCAGGUUUGUCUCUCCUCUCGCUGGCUGUGGUAGAUGACGAGGACAUUUCACCUUAUUUCAGUUGGACAGUUUAGCUCUUCAGUUGGACAGUUUAGCUCUUCAGUUGGACAGUUUAGCUCUUCAGUUGGACAGUUUAGCUCUUCAGUUGGACAGUUUAGCUCAUCAGUUGGACAGAUGGUUGUUUCAGUUGGACAGUUUAGCUCUUCAGUUGGACAGAUGGUUGUUUCAGUUGGACAGUUUAGCUCUUCAGUUGGACAGUUUAGCUCUUCAGUUGGACAGUUUAGCUCUUCAGUUGGACAGUUUAGCUCUUCAGUUGGACAGUUUAGCUCUUCAGUUGGACAGUUUAGCUCUUCAGUUGGACAGAUGGUUGUUUCAGUUGGACAGUUUAGCUCUUCAGUUGGACAGUUUAGCUCUUCGGUUGGACAGUUUAGCUCUUCGGUUGGACAGUUUAGCUCUUCGGUUGGACAGUUUAGCUCUUCGGUUGGACAGUUUAGCUCUUCGGUUGGACAGUUUAGCUCUCGUUGGACAGUUUAGGCUCUUCGGUUGGACAGUUUAGCGCUGGCAGUUGGACAGUUUAGCUCAUCUGUUGGGACAGAUGGUUGUUUCCCCCAGUUGGGACAGUUUUUAGCUCUUCAGUUGGAACAGUUUAGCUCUUCAGGUUGGAAACAGUUUAGCUCUUCAGUUUGGACAGUUUAGCUCUCAGCUUUGGGACAUUUUAGCUCUUCAGUUUGGACAGACUGGUUGUUUCAGUUGGACAGUUUAGCCUUUCAGUUUGGACAGUUGAGCCUCUUCAGUUGGAACAGUGUUUGAGCUCUUCAGGUUGGAACAGUUGAGCUCUUCAGGUUGGACAGUUUUAGCUCUUCAUUGUGGACAGAUGGUUUGUUUCCAGUUGGAAGUUUUUAGGCUCUUCAGUUUGGAACAGUUUAAGCUCUUCAGUGUGGACAGUUUUAGCUCUUCAGUUGGACAGUUUGAUAGAGCCCUAUCAGUUGGAUCAGAAUGGUUUGUUUCAGAUAGUGGACAGUUUAGCUCUUCAGUUGGACAGUUUAGCUCUUCAGUUGGACAGUUUAGCUCUUCAGUUGGACAGUUUAGCCCUUCAGUUGGACAGAUGGUUGUUUCAGUUGGACAGUUUAGCUCUUCAGUUGGACAGUUUAGCUCUUCAGUUGGACAGUUUAGCUCUUCAGUUGGACAGUUUAGCCCUUCAGUUGGACAGUUUAGCCCUUCAGUUGGACAGAUGGUUGUUUCAGUUGGACAGUUUAGCUCUUCAGUUGGACAGUUUAGCUCUUCAGUUGGACAGUUUAGCUCUUCAGUUGGACAGUUUAGCUCUUCAGUUGGACAGUUUAGCCCUUCAGUUGGACAGUUUAGCCCUUCAGUUGGACAGAUGGUUGUUUCAGUUGGACAGUUUAGCUCUUCAGUUGGACAGUUUAGCUCUUCAGUUGGACAGUUUAGCUCUUCAGUUGGACAGUUUAGCCCUUCAGUUGGACAGUUUAGCUCUUCAGUUGGACAGUUUAGCUCUUCAGUUGGACAGUUUAGCUCUUCAGUUGGACAGUUUAGCUCUUCAGUUGGACAGUUUAGCCCUUCAGUUGGACAGUUUAGCCCUUCAGUUGGACAGUUUAGCUCUUCAGUUGGACAGUUUAGCUCUUCAGUUGGACAGUUUAGCUCUUCAGUUGGACAGAUGGUUGUUUCAGUUGGACAGUUUAGCUCUUCAGUUGGACAGUUUAGCUCUUCAGUUGGACAGUUUAGCUCUUCAGUUGGACAGUUUAGCUCUUCAGUUGGACAGUUUAGCUCUUCAGUUGGACAGUUUAGCUCUUCAGUUGGACAUAUGGUUGUUUCAGUUGGACAGUUUAGCUCUUCAGUUGGACAGUUUAGCUCUUCAGUUGGACAGUUUAGCUCUUCAGUUGGACAGUUUAGCUCUUCAGUUGGACAGUUUAGCCCUUCAGUUGGACAGUUUAGUGGUUAUACACGUAGUGAUAAGGCUUCCCAUCAAACUCUUGUAGUGACAGACAUUAACUCAGAUGUCCUGUUUAGAAGCCACAGUCAGGACCGGAUACAAUUUAUUAGAAGCCUCUGCUGUUUAGAAGUUGUCCCACCUGUCAGAACACAAAUCAGUCUAGUUCACUGACCUCCCACCUAUCAGAACACAAAUCAGUCUAGUUCUCUGACCUCCCACCUAUCAGAACACAAAUCAGUCUAGUUCUCUGACCUCCCACCUGUCAGAACACAAAUCAGUCUAGUUCUCUGACCUCCCACCUAUCAGAACAUGGAUCAGUCUAGUUGUCUGACCUCCCACCUAUCAGAACAUAGAUCAGUCUAGUUGUCUGACCUCCCACCUAUCAGAACAUAGAUCAGUCUAGUUGUCUGACCUCCCACCUAUCAGAACAUAGAUCAGUCUAGUUGUCUGACCUCCCUCCUAUCAGAACAUAGAUCAGUCUAGUUGUCUGACCUCCCACCUAUCAGAACAUAGAUCAGUCUAGUUGUCUGACCUCCCACCUAUCAGAACAUAGAUCAGUCUAGUUGUCUGACCUCCCACCUAUCAGAACAUAGAUCAGUCUAGUUGUCUGACCUCCCACCUAUCAGAACAUAGAUCAGUCUAGUUGUCUGACCUCCCACCUAUCAGAACAUAGAUCUGGCCUAGUUCCGUAGCGUAGCUGCUCUUAACCCUGCUGUAACUUACACACAAUAGAUUUUAAUAGGGUGGUUUCCAUCACUUUCACACCUAGCCUUUUUGUUGUUGUUGCAAUGUCCUGGUAGCCUUUCGUAGCUAUGGUAGCCAUGACCCACUAACUCUUUACACUCCUCCUAUAGACUCCCAAACACAGUCUGACCUAGCCCCUGUCCCUCCUCCUAUAGACUCCCAAACACAGUCUGACCUAGCCCCUGUCCCUCCUCCUAUAGACUCCCAACACAGUCUGACCUAGCCACCUGUCCCUCCUCCUAUAGACUCCCAAACACAGUCUGACCUAGCCCUGUCCCUCCUCCUAUGACUCCAAACACAGUCUGACCUAGCCCCUGUCCCUCCUCCUAUAGACUCCCAAACACAGUCUGACCUAGCCCCUGUCCCUCCUCCUAUAGGACUCCCAACACAGUCUGACCUAGCCCCCUGUCCCUCUCCUAUAGACUCCCAAACACAGUCUGACCUAGCCCCUGUCCCUCCUCCUAUAGACGCCCCAAACACAGUCUGGCCUGUACCCGUCCUCAUCUAUAGACUCCUAAAACACAGUCUGACCUAGCCCCUGUUCCUCCUCCUAUAAGACUCCCAAACACGUCUGACCUAGCCCUGUCCCUCCUCCUAUAGACUCCAACACAGUCUGACCUAGCCCCUGUCCCUCCUCCUAUAGACUCCCAAACACAGUCUGACCUAGCCCCUGUCCCUCCUCCUAUAGACUCCCAAACACAGUCUGACCUAGCCCCUGUUCCCUCCUCCUAUAGACUCCCAAACACAGUCUGACCUAGCCCCUGUCCCUCCUCCUAUAGACUCCCAAACACAGUCUGACCUAGCCCCUGUUCCUCCUCCUAUAGACUCCCAAACACAGUCUGACCUAGCCCCUGUCCCUACCUCCACAGACGCUGGCGUACGGAGACAUGAACCAUGAGUGGAUUGGUAAUGAGUGGCUGCCCAGCCUGGGUCUGCCCCAGUACCGCUCCUACUUCAUGGAGUCCCUGGUGGACGCCCGCAUGCUGGACCACCUCACCAAGAAGGACAUGAGGGGACAGCUCAAAAUGGUGGACAGUUUCCACAGGUAAAAAUACAAAAUGGUGGAUAGCUUCCACGGUUAUUAGGAGCCGAAAUGGUUUACAGUUUCCAUAGGCAAGGUGACGAAAUAAAUGGUGGACAGUUCCCACUAUUAAGGGCCAAAAUGGUGCCAUGGACGACUAGGGACGUUCGUUUUUGUUUCUCUUUAUAUGUUUAACCGGUCAGUGUGCCUGUGUAACAACAGGAACAGUUUCCAGUGUGGGGUGAUGUGUCUGAGGAGACUGAACUACGACAGGAAGGAGCUGGAGAGGAGGCGUGACGAGACCCAGCUGGAGCUGCAAGGGAACAGCUGGGAUAACGGUGAGAGAAAAUGACAGUCAACGGAAGGGAGAAAUGACCCCACUGUUCAGAUUCACUCAUCAUUUAAGUUAGCUCCGCAACGCUAAGCUGAUAACGCUAUGGGAGAAUCUGAAGUGUGGGUAUUUAUCCUUCUAUUGCAUCCAUAUACACAUUUAGAAAUGAUGGGGUUUGUUUCUACAGAGGAUUUCUUUGGACUUUUCCUCCGGUGGUAUUUCCUGAUCAUAUCAAUGUUUUUCUAACACAGAGGAAUAAUUCCCACUGGAGGGUGGGGCAUUCAAACAAAAUGUCAACUUCAUUUCAUGUCAGUCCUGCUCUAUUUCUUUAUUUCACAGGGGAAUUCUUUUGACUGUCCCUUGGAUGCGUUUCCUGAUCAUUCCCCUAAUGUUUCUGUACCAUUACAUACAUUUACAUUUACGUCACUUAGCAGACGCUCUUAUCCAGAGCGACUUACAAAUUGGGGUUACCAUUUACCAUUUACCAUUUGUGUACCUUAAGCAGACGUGCUGGUGUGGAGCAACGAGCGGGUGAUCAGCUGGGUGCAGGCCAUGGGGCUGAAGGAGUACAGUAACAACCUGCUGGAGAGCGGCGUGCAUGGCGCCCUGCUGGCCCUGGAUGAAACCUUCGACCACAACGCCCUGGCCCUGCUGCUACAGAUCCCCACCCAGAACACACAGGUAGGUACACCACAACGCACAGAUCCCCACCCAGAACACACAGGUAGGUACACCACAACGCACAGAUCCCCACCCAGAACACACAGGUAGGUACACCACAACGCACAGAUCCCCACCCAGAACACACAGGUAGGUACACCACAGCGCACAGAUCCCCACCCAGAACACACAGGUAGGUACACCACAACGCACAGAUCCCCACCCAGAACACACAGGUAGGUACACCACAACGCACAGAUCCCCACCCAGAACACACAGGUAGGUACACCACAACGCACAGAUCCCCACCCAGAACACACAGGUAGGUACACCACAACGCACAGAUCCCCACCCAGAACACACAGGUAGGUACACCACAACGCACAGAUCCCCACCCAGAACACACAGGUAGGUACACCACAACGCACAGAUCCCCACCCAGAACACACAGGACGUAGAGAGAGACACACACACACACACACACACACACACACACAGAAUGUAGAGAGACACACACACUACCAGCAUUGGUGGGUGGCUGUGAACCUCCCUGGCAGUCAAACAGCUCCCAGCUGAGACCUCAGCUCCACACGCACUCCUUCAUCUACUCUCUCUUUCUCUGUGUCUCUCCCUCCUUCCUCCCUUGUAGGCCAGAGCAGCUCUGGAGAGAGAGUACAACAGUCUGCUGGCCAUCGGCACAGAGAGGAGACUGGAUGAGGUGAGACACUUACAUAUGAUUCACCACACACACACACUCUCUUUCUAAAGCUCACACACACACACACUCUCUUUCUAAAGCUCACACACACACACACUCUCUUUCUAAAGCUCACACACACACACACACACACACUCUCUUUCUAAAGCUCACACACACACACUCUCUUUCCAAAGCACACACACACACACACACUCUCUUUCCAAAGCGCUCCUCCAUGUAUAUCCACAUCCUUAUUUCCUUCCUGCUUCCUCCUCUCUGAAUCUCUUCCAGGAUGAUGAUAAGAACUUCCGGCGCACCCCGUCCUGGAGGAAGAAGUUCCGGCCCAAAGACGCGCGGGGGAUGUCCCCGGGCUCAGCCGACACCCUGCCUGCCAACUUCAGACUGACCAAUAGCAACGCAGCGUCCCCGUCCAUGCAGCCAAAGAGGAGCCCCAUGGACGGUACGACAGGGGUUGGGUCCACUGUGCCCAACUGUGUGUUAGGCAUGGCACUGCUGUGGCUUUAUCUCCAUGAGACCUUACACAAUAUGCUUUCAACAAUGGUUUAGUGUUUUCCCAGCUCUAGUGUGUGUGUGUGUUGUGCUGGAGAUUGUGAGUGACUAACUAACAGCAUGUUUCUGCAUGUGGUUUUGCUGUGGGGAUGCAGGGGGUCAGUCUGCAAUACAGAGGCUGGACACUGCCACAGUCAGGACCUACUCCUGCUAACACCACACACGGUAAGUUUCACAAUGCAUCUAAUCUUCUGUUAAAGCAGCUUGUUGUGCCUCGGCUUUUUUGGGCGAUAAUAACGCAUGUCUACGCUUCUCCUCCUCCUCUAUUCUGUCCUCUUCAUCUGCUGCUUCUCUGCAAAUCUCCCUCCCCCCCUUCCCCCCCUCCCCUCCCUUCCCCCCCUCCCCCCCUCCCUUCCCCCCCUCCCCUCCCUUCCCCCCCUCCCUUCCCUUCCCUUCCCCCCCCUCCCCCCCCUCCCCCCCCUCCCUCCCCCUCCCCUCCCUCCCUCCCUCCACCCCCCCCUCCCUCUAUUCCCUCUCUCCUCUCUCUCCUCCCUCUCCCUUCUUAGUUUAUCCUCAUUAUUUGUAUAGGUGACUGCUGGUUGGAGGAUGAGGGGUGUGAGUUCCCCUCCACCAGGAGCAGCUGCUGA
Coregonus sp. 'balchen' is the source of this 46880-nucleotide messenger RNA. Lineage: Eukaryota; Metazoa; Chordata; Actinopteri; Salmoniformes; Salmonidae. The record is from the annotation of a GenBank genome assembly.